This is a messenger RNA of Pelobates cultripes (western spadefoot toad), 60015 nucleotides long. The record is from the annotation of a GenBank genome assembly. Lineage: Eukaryota; Metazoa; Chordata; Amphibia; Anura; Pelobatidae.
AUGGAGGCUUCGGCACGAUCACCGCCAAAGCGGAGCCACAGAGCCGAGCCGGGGCUGGAGGAAGCCGGGGAUUGCCGGGUCGGCGGCAGCGCCAUGGAAGCCGGUGUGUAAAGCAGGGUCUCCCCCUCCACCUCGCACCCUUAUCGCCUUAUUUACUAACACUGUGUCUCUCCGCAGAGCUCUACUUCCUGAUCACCCGCUACCUGCAGUCUGGACCCUGCCGGAGAUCAGCCCAGGUAAGUACCCCAAUACUGUGCUCCCCUGGGGGUCCCCCUCUCACACCCUCACUCUGGGGGUCCCACCCUCACUCUGGGGGUCCCACUAACACCCCUUACUUUCUGUCUCCGCAGGUGCUGGCGGAGGAGCUGGAGGAGCACCAGGUAAGUACCCCUGGGUUGGAGGGUGGGUGUCUCACUGUACCCCUAAAGCCACAGCCGCUCAGUACCCCUGUACCCCUCCUGUUACCCACACAGCAUGCUCAUGGUUAAUAUCUGGCACCCCAGCUGUGAAGGACUGCCAGGCCCAUCAGGCUCGGCCAGCAUGGCUGGCUUAACUCAUGGCAGCUCUAGUCCACAACUUUUCUCUUUCAGCUGUUUAGGCACCAUGGGAGUUGUAGGCAACAACAUCUGGAGUGACAGAGAUUAGCCAUGAUUGCUCCACCCUCCUUUAUCAUAUGUCCUGUAUUUGUCCUAGUCUUGUAUUAUUGUACCCACCCCCCUCGAAUACCCUCUGAGGGUGAUGCCCCCAUUAGUGCCUUCUCUGCCCUCAUCUACCCCCUACCCUCCUUCAUUACUUGAUUCAAUUGCCCCCAUUCCUUAUUUAACUAGCAGUACAGUCUUGCCUGUGCUCAAACCUCAGACACUCAGUAUCUUUUUAAAUGUAUUUAAACUGGUGCUGCUCUCACUAUACCAUCUCCAUGCUUUACACUGUGCUGUGAUGAUUUACCUAUUUUUUACCCCAACCUCUCUCACCAUACCCUGACUGUACCAUUUGUACACAGUCUUUGUGAUAUCCCUGUACUAUGCUGACUUACCCUGUGCUCUUUCCUUGUACUAAGCUAGUCAUGGAUGCACUGGAAGUUUAAAUAGCUGCUUUAUGUAACCAAUCUCUGACCCAUCCCUGUUCCCCAGCUUGUUGCCCACCCCUACCCUCUCUGCUUUUGUGGAUUACACACUCUGUCUCUACAUAUUGGUGAUGAGACACACUCUGUGCAUCCCUCCCUGUACACUGCACUGUGACUGUACAUUGCAGCUGAUUGCAUUAUGUGCCCAGUUCCUGGUACAAUCUCUGCACCCAAUCUGUUGCACCAUCCUACCCAGUGCUAUACUGACCACCUCCCUUUUUGAUGGUGUGAUCCUUUCCAUGCCCAUUCCCUGUGUUGAGGUCCUUGUACCCUGAAUGAUUCCCUAGUGAAAAUGUGAUUUAUUUACCUAAAUCCUGUCUCUUAUGUACCAAGUUUCUGUGCCAUCCUUGCAUAAUCUGUGUAUCCCUAGCUUGUGCAGUAUAUGGUCUCUCAAACUACCAAGUCAUUGUUCCUCACUGCAUCCCCCCCCUCUGUAUUCAGACACUGUGCCAACCUGUUCAAUCAGUGUACCUAGACCCUGUGCCACCCUGCCCCCCGUGUAUCCAGGCCCAGUUCCACCCUGUGAUUCAGAAAGUGUGCCACCCUGAUUCCACACCCUGCUUACUGUUAAUUCACACCCCGUGCCACCCUGCUCCCUCUGUGUGUCCGGCCCCCGUGCCAGCCUGCUCCCUCUGUGUGUCCGGCCCCCGUGCCAGCCUGCUCCCUCUGUGUGUCCGGCCCCCGUGCCAGCCUGCUCCCUCUGUGUGUCCGGCCCCCUUGCCAGCCUGCUCCCUCUGUGUGUCCGGCCCCCGUGCCAGCCUGCUCCCUCUGUGUGUCCGGCCCCCGUGCCAGCCUGCUCCCUCUGUGUGUCCGGCCCCCGUGCCAGCCUGCUCCCUCUGUGAACGCGGCCCCUGUGCCAGCCUGCUCCCACUGUGAAUGCUGCCCCGUGCCACCCUGCUCCCUCUGUGGAUCCGGUCCCUGUGCCACCCUGCCUCCUCUGUGGAUCCAGACCAUGUGCAGUAUCUGGUUUCUCAAGCUACCUCGUCACUCUGCUCAAUCUGUGUAUCCAGUCCCUGUGCCAUAUUGCUCAAACUGUGUAACCAGACCUUUGACACCUGGCUCCCCCUGUGUUCUCAGACCAUGAGCCACCCUGCUCUACCUGUGAAUCCAGACCAUGAACCACCUUGCUCUACCUGUGAAUCCAGACCCCGUGCCACCCUGCUCCCUCUGUGUAUGCAGACCCCAUGCCACCCUGCUCCCUCUGUGUAUGCAGGCCCCGUGCCACCCUGCUCCCUCUGUGUAUCCGUCCCCUGUGCCACCCUGCUCCCUCUGUGUAUCCGUCCCCUGUGCCACCCUGCUCCCUCUGUGUAUCCGUCCCCUGUGCCACCCUGCUCCCUCUGUGUACCCGGCCCCCUGUGCCACCCUGCUCCCUCUGUGUACCCGGCCCCCUGUACCACCCUGCUCUCUGUGUACCCGGCCCCCUGUACCACCCUGCUCUCUCUGUGUACCCGGCCCCCUGUGCCACCCUGCUCCAUCUGUGUAUCGUGCCACCCUGCUCCCUCUGUGUAUCGUGCCACCCUGCUCCCUCUGUGUAUCGUGCCACCCUGCUCCCUCUGUGUAUCGUGCCACCCUGCUCCCUCUGUGUAUCGUGCGACCCUGCUCCCUCUGUGUAUCGUGCCACCCUGCUCCCUCUGUGUAUCGUGCCACCCUGCUCCCUCUGUGUAUCCGGCCCCCGUGCCACCCUGGUCCCUCUGUGUAUCCGGCCCCCGUGCCACCCUGGUCCCUCUGUGUAUCGUGCCACCUGCUCCCUCUGUGUAUCGUGCCACCUGCUCCCUCUGUGUAUCGUGCCACCCUGCUCCCUCUGUGUAUCGUGCCACCCUGCUCCCUCUGUGUAUCGUGCCACCCUGCUCCCUCUGUGUAUCGUGCGACCCUGCUCCCUCUGUGUAUCGUGCCACCCUGCUCCCUCUGUGUAUCGUGCCACCCUGCUCCCUCUGUGUAUCCGGCCCCCGUGCCACCCUGGUCCCUCUGUGUAUCCCCCCGUGUGCCCGGUCCCUGCCCUCCCCCCCCCGUGCUAGGUCCCUGCUCCCCCGUGCCUGGUCCCUGCCCCCAAGGUGCCCGGUCCCUGCCCUGCCCCCGGUGCCUGCCCCUGCCUCCCCCCGGUGCUCCAGUCCCUGCCCAUGCAUUGCCCCUGACUGUGCCCUGACCGCCUUCUCUGCCCCAGCUGAUCCUGCACCCGCCUGGACUGGGAGGGGAAGCGGCACUCGCGGACAUAUCAGGACCUGGUGAGUAAACUGGGGACACUGUGUGUAUAGCGCGAUCCCGAGUACCGGCCCCGGGGCUGGCUCACGGUGGGACAUGUAACGCGGUGAUAACCGGGUAUACCGGGCGGGGGGGGGGAGGAGGAGGAACGCUUUAUACCGGGCUGGGGGGGGGCGUGUUUUUGUUCUCCGUCUAUUGUGAAAAAUGGGGGUUAUCUGAGGGCACGUACCGGGAGUGACGUCACCACCUCGAGUAGCCAAUAGAGCGGCGACUUCUAUCGGUCUCCGAGUGGUCGGCGGAUAGAAGCUGCGAGGUGAUUGGUUCCAGCUUCAUAAUACAGGCACUACUGCUUCUGGGAAACAAUAACAAUAAUAAAUACUGUGUAUAAUAACCUGACAUAUAAUACAUACUGUGUAUAAUAACCUGACCUACAAUACAUACUGUGUAUAAUAACCUGACCUAUAAUACAUACUGUGUAUAAUAACCUGACCUACAAUACAUACUGUGUAUAAUAACCUGACCCAUAAUACAUACUGUGUAUAAUAACCUGACCCAUAAUACAUACUGUGUAUAAUAACCUGACAUACCAUAAAUACUGUGUAUAAUAACCUGACAUACAAUAAAUACUGUGUAUAAUAACCUGACCUACAAUACAUACUGUGUAUAAUAACCUGACCCAUAAUACAUACUGUGUAUAAUAACCUGACCUACAAUACAUACUGUGUAUAAUAACCUGACCCAUAAUACAUACUGUGUAUAAUAACCUGACAUACCAUAAAUACUGUGUAUAAUAACCUGACCUAUAAUACAUACUGUGUAUAAUAACCUGACCCAUAAUACAUACUGUGUAUAAUAACCUGACCUAUACUACAUACUGUGUAUAAUAACCUGACCCAUAAUACAUACUGUGUAUAAUAACCUGACCCAUAAUACAUACUGUGUAUAAUAACCUGACCUACAAUACAUACUGUGUAUAAUAACCUGACCCAUAAUACAUACUGUGUAUAAUAACCUGACCUACAAUACAUACUGUGUAUAAUAACCUGACCUACAAUACAUACUGUGUAUAAUAACCUGACCCAUAAUACAUACUGUGUAUAAUAACCUGACCUACAAUACAUACUGUGUAUAAUAACCUGACCCAUAAUACAUACUGUGUAUAAUAACCUGACCUACAAUACAUACUGUGUAUAAUAACCUGACCUAUACUACAUACUGUGUAUAAUAACCUGACCCAUAAUACAUACUGUGUAUAAUAACCUGACCUAUACUACAUACUGUGUAUAAUAACCUGACCCAUAAUACAUACUGUGUAUAAUAGCCUGACCUACAAUACAUACUGUGUAUAAUAACCUGACCCAUAAUACAUACUGUGUAUAAUAACCUGACCUACAAUACAUACUGUGUAUAAUAACCUGACCCAUAAUACAUACUGUGUAUAAUAACCUGACCUAUACUACAUACUGUGUAUAAUAACCUGACAUAUAAUAAAUACUGUGUAUAAUAACCUGACCUAUAAUACAUACUGUGUAUAAUAACCUGACAUACAAUAAAUACUGUGUAUAAUAACCUGACCUAUAAUAAAUACUGUGUAUAAUAACCUGACCUAUACUACAUACUGUGUAUAAUAACCUGACAUAUAAUACAUACUGUGUAUAAUAACCUGACCUAUACUACAUACUGUGUAUAAUAACCUGACAUACAAUAAAUACUGUGUAUAAUAACCUGACAUACAAUAAAUACUGUGUAUAAUAACCUGACCUAUAAUAAAUACUGUGUAUAAUAACCUGACCUACAAUAAAUACUGUGUAUAAUAACCUGACCUAUAAUACAUACUGUGUAUAAUAACCUGACCUAUAAUAAAUACUGUGUAUAAUAACCUGACCUAUAAUACAUACUGUGUAUAAUAACCUGACCUAUAAUAAAUACUGUGUAUAAUAACCUGACAUAUAAUAAAUACUGUGUAUAAUAACCUGACCUAUAAUACAUACUGUGUAUAAUAACCUGACCUAUAAUAAAUACUGUGUAUAAUAACCUGACCUAUAAUACAUACUGUGUAUAAUAACCUGACCUAUAAUAAAUACUGUGUAUAAUAACCUGACAUACAAUAAAUACUGUGUAUAAUAACCUGACCUAUACUACAUACUGUGUAUAAUAACCUGACAUACAAUACAUACUGUGUAUAAUAACCUGACCUAUAAUACAUACUGUGUAUAAUAACCUGACAUAUAAUACAUACUGUGUAUAAUAACCUGACCUACAAUAAAUACUGUGUAUAAUAACCUGACCUAUAAUAAAUACUGUGUAUAAUAACCUGACAUACUAUAAAUACUGUGUAUAAUAACCUGACAUACAAUACAUACUGUGUAUAAUAACCUGACCUAUAAUACAUACUGUGUAUAAUAACCUGACCUACAAUACAUACUGUGUAUAAUAACCUGACCUAUAAUAAAUACUGUGUAUAAUAACCUGACCUAUAAUACAUACUGUGUAUAAUAACCUGACCUAUAAUAAAUACUGUGUAUAAUAACCUGACAUACAAUAAAUACUGUGUAUAAUAACCUGACCUAUAAUACAUACUGUGUAUAAUAACCUGACAUACCAUAAAUGCUGUGUAUAAUAACCUGACCUAUAAUAAAUACUGUGUAUAAUAACCUGACAUACCAUAAAUACUGUGUAUAAUAACCUGACCUAUAAUACAUACUGUGUAUAAUAACCUGACAUACCAUAAAUACUGUGUAUAAUAACCUGACAUACCAUAAAUACUGUGUAUAAUAACCUGACCUACAAUAAAUACUGUGUAUAAUAACCUGACCUAUAAUAAAUACUGUGUAUAAUAACCUGACCUAUAAUACAUACUGUGUAUAAUAACCUGACAUAUAAUACAUACUGUGUAUAAUAACCUGACCUACAAUAAAUACUGUGUAUAAUAACCUGACCUAUAAUAAAUACUGUGUAUAAUUAAUAAUACUAAUAACCAGACAUAUAAUAAAUACUGUGUAUAAUUAAUAAUACUAAUAACCAGACAUAUAAUAAAUACUGUGUAUAAUAAUACACACAUAAUAAUUAUAGCCUGAACCCUGCACUCUAAAUGAUUUGUUUUAAUGUCUCUGUGAUUAGUUACAUUUAAACUUCCUUGUGGUAAAUGGGCCUGGAAUAAAAAAAAGCCCAGGAAUGGAGAUUGAGUAGUUCCUGGCUACAGAGUAUACUUCAUGCUCACAUUAUAUCCAUAGGCAAUGGGUUUAUUCACUAAACAGUGAAUUGAGACCGACAUGGCGAAAUAUAAACCAAAACAGCUGAUUUGGCGAUUGUAGCUCAAAUUUCGCAGCUUGGUUUUCAGUUAUUAAUAAUAGUUGUAAAGCACCAACAAAUUCUGCAGCGCUGUACAAUAAGUGGACUAAUAGACAAGAGCUUGUAAACAGAGGAGUUGGACGCCCAGGAUCCCAGGGGGUAGAGGGUUCUGGUCAAAUGAACUUACAUUCUAAUCUAGAGGGUUUAACUGCAAUUCAUUAUUUAAUGGGAAAACAUGUUGGGCAUAUAUACUGAAAUGUAAAUUGAUGGAAAUCCAAAAUUAAUGUUGAAAUUUUAGCCUAGAAUAGAUAAAUCUGAUAAAUUUGCAGUUUGGAUAUCUUGGGCCAAAAGUUUGAAAUUCAUUUUUGAAUUUCUGACAAGUCACAGUUUUUGGUGUACAACCCAAAAAUAUCCCUUCACAGAAUAUUGCACAGUUCGUCCCAAUUUAUAACCUGCAGGGCUGUAUUAAAUGAAGUUGAGAUCCAAAAUGUAGCCUUUUGUUAAUUAGGGGACAAACAUUCUCGUGAUGUGUUUUUUUUUAUUUUUUAGAUUUGGCAAUAUCACAAAUGUAUUCUGAUUUAGUUGGAUUAUCGGUGACUAGUAUUGGCACUUCAGGUCUGUGCCAACUAUAAUUCACAUUUCUGUGAUGUACAUUUUUGGUAAGGCUGACUGAGCUCUGCUUGACAUGAUUAUGUAGUUAACAGACAUUUACAGUGCCAAUGUUACCCAUAACUGUGUCUAGUAUACAUUUAUUGCUUUGUUUUUAAGUGCUUCACCUGAUCCAGUGUACCUUUCUGUGUAUCCUGCUCAAUUGUCAAACCCUUUGUGAAAUUGUCAGUGAUCUAUAUUUAGUUAUAAGUAAUCUAAAUUCUUGUCUGCUUAGUCAUCUCCGUUUAUUAUAAUGAUGUGAAUGCCACUAAAUUAGGCUUCCUGGUAUAUUGGCACUCUAUGGACAAAAACAAUUCUUUGCAAGCAGUAUCAAAGUAUUUAUUUGUUUUUAGAAAAUGUGUGAACACUAAAGCAGGGCAGUGUAAACUCCAUACCCACUACAGCUUGGGCUGCCAUCUGAGACUUUGCAUUUUCUACACAACCUCUGGGUACACACACACACACUUUAAAAUAUAUAUUUUCAAUGUUUAUUGACACCCUCUUCUUUUACUGUAUGAAGCUUCCCUGCCUUAAGUGUCAGGGGAUAGCUGGUUCCUGGCUCCUGUUGCGCUCCUCGGCUACCUGCGUGUUGGGAGUAAGCGCUCAGACAUCACAUCUUAUCUUCCUGGCCAGUCACUUAUUGAAAGUGGAUCUGCAGUGCUGUUAAUUAUGGGACCUGGUUUGAGAGUGAACAUCAUUAGGGUCUACUUGGGGAGAUAUUCCCAUGCUAAGCCAUUGGCUUGUGCGGACUCCUUACACAAGUACUGUUUGUACAUCCCUAUGGUAGCCCUGAAAGCCGCUAAUACUAGCAUUUAUAUGACUAAAAGUCUCUGCUUAUUGUCCCUUACAUUUUUCACAAACCAGUCAGGAGCAUUUUGACCAAAAAAAGGGGCUCUUCCCAGAGACUGCCCACUACUCAACAGCAUUGUUAAUAUAGAAUUUACAUUUCCACAUUAUCAGUGUCCAUUUCAUACAACCUAGGCUCUUAAUUUGUUGAAAGGUAAUAUGUCUGUCAGCUGAUCCCAGGAAAUAGCUUAACUGUAUUGUUUAUGUACCUUAAAGUGCCCCUAUAAACCUUGAUCAUCACAAGAUGGACUAUUCGUAAUCUAAAACUGAUCAGACAUUUGUUAUGUUUUUUUUUUACUGCGUUCUGUAUUGUGCAGCCAUUUAUACAGAUUUGACAAGUUUGGUUUUUGAAAUAAAACAAAAACAUUCUACAGAAUCUGUUAACGUUUGAAACAAGUGUAAUUUUUUUAUGUUAUUCCUAAUUUUUCUGUUGCUUGAUAAAUACCAUUGCACAGCAAAAUGUAUGUCCAAUUUAAGUCCAUGUGCAUAGCAUUUCUCAUUAAAAAAAUGAAUAAAACUUUUGCUAUUUUGGGUUAAAGUGCAAAGGAUCAUUUGUCAUGAAAGCUUUUAGAAUGGUUCACAAAAUUGAGCUUUUUCUUCUAGUUUUGCAUUGAUCUAUCUUGCUAAAGCUGUUGCAUAUAAUUAGGGUCCAUAUUUGCAUGGCACAAUUCUCCAAGGUGCUGGGUCCUCACAGAUGUUCAACAUUUUCGUGUAAUAAGAGUCCUACAAAUCCACUUAUUGAUCCUUUUCUCUUAGUUUACACUUUUUUUUUUCUUUUUCUUUUUUUACGGUUACAGAGAUGAAGGUUGGCAUAAAAGGGCACAAUUAAGCUGUUGUUGCCUCAUGCAUUAAGCAUCUCAGAAAAAUUUAGUAUGCAUUUUUUUCAUCAUGCAUACAAUACUGAGAGUUAACUACUUUACAUACUUUGUGUAGCCUUGGCUAAGCUAAAGUUUAAGCUAUUCGGUUAUGCUAAAAGUGAGGGAGAGACAGUUCCUCUUUAAUCCGAAGUUAGGCAGAUAGUUUGUUCUAUUUCCUAGUUUAUUUUCUUUCAUCCACUAAACUGAGUGUUGGGUAAAACUUCUGAAAGUUUCAAGGACCAGGCAUUAUGCAUAUCUGAAGUGUAUUAUGAACUGGAUAAGUUAAAUAACCAACAUAUACAUUGUGAUGAGGACAUGAAAAUUUCUGAAAAGCAUGUCAUACUCAAAGUCUAGCACGGGCCACAUAAACAAGGUUUAAGUUUAUGUGGGCCGCAAAAAGAAACCACCUUAAAUUUUCAUCGAAACAUAGGUUUAUUUUGAAAAGUACAAUAUAAAGAAUCUCACAGCACACCCCUCUACUAAAUCCCAGCACCCCCCUCUAGCCAACAAGCAGACUCCACUCACAUUGCCGCUGCCAGUAUGCGACUCCGGAGUCCGGCCUCUGGAAUAACCCAGCUGGCGCCAUCCACACCCUGUUCCAAAUCUGAUCCUCUCGCUACUUCUUGAAACCCUUUGGAGGUGGAGCACGUUGAUGUCACGUCGGAAUGUGACGUGGCGUUGCGUGCCUCCAGGUACUCCACUGUCCAGUCGCAGCCAAUGCAACACUGACCAACACACACACUCACUGACAGACACACACGCACACAUUUACAUACACUUACACAUUCUUGCACACACAUCAUUUUCUUAUAUUGCUGCCUACCUUUUGGAGCCGAUGUGGGAACUCUCCCUGGGGUCCAGUGGGGAUCUUCUAUCUGCUCCCUCGCGCGGUUUAGUGGUGCCGGAAUAUAACGUCAUAUUCCGGCGCCCGGCUUCACUACAGAUGGCGCGCACGACGGAGAAGCGAGGAGCAGGAACACUGUGCUCCAUCGCUGGCCAUCCUCCCAGGCCGGGUUUUUUUUUUUUUUUUAGCAGAGUAGGAACCUGCAAUGUGGGGAGAGCAGUUUGCUUUAUUAUUUUAUUUUUAAUGUCAGUUAAUAUUGACCACAAUCCGGCACUCUCCUGUCUUCUGAGACUUCUGUUGAUUAAUUUUGUUACCAUAAUAUUUACCAUAAUAUUUGUUUCUGUUAAGAAUAUAAAAUUGUGAUUGGGUUUGCAAGCAUCUUUUAUCCAGUUUAUUUUAUUUGGCAAGUAUCUUACUCUCUUUUUAAGCACUUUGCAUGCCAUAUUCCCCUAGUCCAAAUAAAAGAUUUGGACAGUAAUGAAGUCUUUGUGGCUGAAUAUGGGGUUCAGCCAUCCCACAUCCCCCCCCAGCCCCACCCCACAUACAACAGCCAAAAUGUAAAAAUAAAUAGAAAACAAAACAAAAAACAAUGCAACACAGUAAUGUGGUUUAAUAAUCCCACUGACAAAUCUGACACAAAUAAUCAGUGUUUUGUUUGAUACAUGUUCUUGCGGCUUCAUCUUAUUAAUACAUUUUUUUUCUUUCUCAUUGUUAUGAGCAGGAAUUUUUUUUAAUGUAUGUAUUUCAAGCAUGUUGACCUAUAUUACUUCCUAUGCAGAGUAAUACCUAUAACUAAUGCACCUGCAUGAUCUAUUUUCCAAAUCCGCUGGGUAUGUUACAUUGUAUUGCAGGUAAUAUAUAAAGUAAUGUGAGAUAAUGUUGUUGCAAACAUUUGGGUCUGUUCUUGGGCUUUGACUUGGGAGUUUAGACUUCCUAGUGUGUAGGGAAGCUAUAGAGCUCGAGUGCUAAGCUCUUUAUUGGUUUAAGUAAUGUGAAAGCAUGCAACAGCAAUACCCAGAUUUUUAUAGCAGUGUAUCUUAGUGGCGGCUCCUGAUAGCUAUGCAUAUUUGGUGUAUGAGUACAGUUCCAGUUUUGCUGAGUUAGGUUAUCCUUAUUUAUUUUGUGUUUGUUUAUUUUCCAUUAAAAAAAAAACAAACAAACAAACAUUGCUGGCUAUUUACUAAAUGCCAACCUGCAGGGAAAUGCUGUUUAGUUGUCACAAUUUGAAUGAUUUAACCAAAUAUAACACAUUUGACUAUUGAUAAAAGCAUUCACUUCAUGGUGAAUAUUCUGAACAUUAGAUGGAUAUUAUUAGCUGAAUGCUAGAGAAUUGAGUCGAGUGAUAGUUGGCAAAUUUGCUUGAGAAAAUGUAGUGUCAUGUGAAUGCACCUCUGUUUAUGCUCUGUAGGUCUUACCUGCAGUGUUUUCUUUUUGCUCCAAAAAUAUUGCUUUGUUGAUUUGAAGUGGUCAUAGUGCCUACAGUAUGUAUGUGCAGCUUUUUGCUUUGAAACACUACACAUACAGAGUCUAACUCCUUUGCUGCAGAAAGUGUGAUUCUAUCUCUGGCAGCAUCAUAUGGGGUGUCAUAUGGGAAAGCAUUGGAUUGGAUGAUAUUAGAGGUAGAGCUACAGUGAGGAGGCUGGCAUAAAAAAAGAAAAGUAAAACGCCUUUUUAAAACUCUGGCAGCGCUGGCCUAUUCACCUAAAUGGUAAUUAGGGCACUAUAGCGUUCGGAAUACAUAUUUGUAUUCCUAACGCUAUAUUGUUCCUUUUAUAUACAAAAUAAAAAUAAUUUUAAUUGCUUUCUUUAAAUUAUUAUUUAUUUAAUUUUAAAGUUUUUGUUUGCAUGUGUGUGUGUGUGUGUGUGUGUUACUUGAAAGAUUAGAAUAUCGUGCAAACGUUAAUUUAUUUCAGUAAUGCAACAUAAAAGGGAAAGCUAAUAUAUGAGUUAGACGCAUUACAUGCAAAGCAAGCUAGUUCAAGCCGUGAUUUGUCAUAAGUGCGAUGAUUAUGGCUUACAGCUCAUGAAAACCCCAAAUCCACAAACUCGGUAAAUUAGAAUAUUGUGAAAAGGUGGAGCCUGGAGAGGAUUGUCAGGAAAAGACCUUUCAAAAGUGUUGGGGACUUUCACAAGGAGUGGACUGAGGCUGGAGUCAGUGCAUCAAGAGCCACCACACACAGACGGAUCCUGGACAUGGGCUUCAGAUGUCGUAUUCCUCUUAUCAAGUCGCUCCUGAACAACAAACAACGUCAGAAGCGUCUUACCUGGUCCAAAGAAAAACAGACCUGGUCUGUUGCUCAGUGGUCCAAAGUCCUCUUUUCUGAUGAGAGCAACUUUUGCAGCUCAUUUGGAAACCAAGGACCCAGAGUCUGGAGGAAGAAUGGAGAGGCACACACUGCAAGAUGCUUGAAGUCCAGUGUGAAGUUUCCACAGUCUGUGUUGAUUUGGGAAGCCAUGUCAUCUGCUGGUGUUGGUCCACUGUGCUUCAUUAAGUCCAGGGUCAACGCAGCCGUCUACCAGGAGAUUUUGGAGCACUUCAUGCUUCCUUCCGCAGAUGAGCUUUAUGGGAUGCUGACUUCAUUUUCCAGCAGGACUUGGCACUUGCCCACACUGCCAAAAGCACCAAAGCCUGGUUCAAUGACUGUGGGAUUACUGUGCUUGAUUGGCCAGCAAACUCGCCUGACCUGAACCCCAUAGAGAAUCUAUGGGGUAUUGCCAAGAGAAAGAUGAGACCGAACAAUGCAGAAGAGCUGAAGGCCGCUAUUGAAGCAUCCUGGUCUUCCAUAACACCUCAGCAGUGCCACAGGCUGAUAACUUCCAUGCCACGCCGCAUUGAGGCAGUAAUUGCUGCAAAAGGGGCCCAAACCAAUUACUGAGUGCCUGCUUAUACUUUUCAGAGGUCCGAUUAUUGUUCUAUGCACACUCAUUGUUUUAUUGAUUGCAUGUAAUAUUCUAAUUUACUGAGAUUGUGGAUUUGGGGUUUUUCAUGAGCUGUAAACCAUAAUCAUCGCACUUAUGACAAAUCACGGCUUGAACUAUCUUGCUUUGCAUGUAAUGCAUCUAUCUCAUAUAUUAGCUUCCCCUUUUACGUUGCAUUACUGAAAUAAAUGAACUUUUGCACGAUAUUCUAAUUUUUCGAGUAUCGUGUGUGUGUGUGUAUUUAAAAAAAAAUAAAAAAUUAUUGGGUCAGUUCUAACCUAGGGUGUUCAUUUAAGGAAAGUGAAUUUUAAGAAGAAUUAAGUCAACUGAAUCGUGACAUGCCUCACUUAUUCCUGUUGCUAAACAGGUGCACGCAUACACAUUUUCAUUCUUUCUUUCUUUCUUACGUUGGUGAAACGGUUACCUUUGAAAGAGCGGAGUGUAGGAAAUGAGGUAUACAAAGGAAAUGGCUUAACCAAGAUCAGCUGAAAUAGAGCACGUGCUACUUUGUUUUUGUUGAUGCUAGCAUACCAGCUGAGAAUUUGUUUUUUUUUUGAGUGCUUCAAAAUCUACUUUAAAGGAUCACUCUAAGCACACAGACCACUUCAGCUUAAUGAAGUGGCCUGGGUGCCAGGUCUCUCUAGGAUUAACCCUUUUUUUUUUUUUUUUUAUAAACAUAGUUUCAGAGAAACUGCUAUAUUUAUGUUAGGGUUAAUCCAGCCUCUAAAGCCUUUAGUGGCUGUCUCAUUGACAGCCGCUAGAGGCGCUUGCGUACUUCUCACUGUGAAAAUCACAGUGAGAAGAUGCCAGCGUCCAUUGUAAAGCAUUGUAAAUGCUUUCCUAUGAGACCGGCUGAAUGCGUGCAUUCAGCCGAAGAGGAGGAGGAGAGCUCCCCGCCCGGCGCUGGAGAAAGAGGUAAGUUUAACCCUUUUCCUCUCCCCAGAGCCCGGCGGGAGGGGGUCCCUGAGGGUGGGGGCACCCUCAGGGCACUAUAGUGCCAGGAAAACGAGUAUGUUUUCCAGUCACUAUAGUGGUCCUUUAAUAAAAGUUUCUUUUUUUUUUUUUCUUCUUCUUUUUUUUAUUUUUUUUUUUUUGUCCACCUUCUUCUUUAAAAUUAAGUUAUUGUAAACAUGAUUGUAUCAUAUUUUAGGUGUCAGAAAACGUUCAUAUCCCCCCUGACUACCUGCUGAAAAUCUGUGAGCGUAUUGGGCCUAUUCUAGACCAGGAAAUCCCACAGAGUGUGCCUGGUGUACAGAGUCUUCUUGGAGUUGGGAAACAGUCCCUUUUAAGAAGAGCUAAAGGUAAGGGUGAGAGUCCGUGAAUAAUGGUUGUUUUAGUAUAACUGACUAAGACAAUAACUAUUGUGUUUUAAAGAAUUGCAGUUGUUUAUAUUUUGUGUUUUGUUCUUGUCUAUUUAUGAAAAUCUUCUAGGUUGUCUAUAGAUUAAUUUUGCAUGCUGACACAGAUUUGGAGAAUACAGUGGCAAUCAAAAUACACAGAAUUAUGCUAUCAAUCCAUGUCAGUUUCCAACCCACAAUUUAAGGCACGCCAACUAUCAAAGGUUUAUGCAUUUUUAUUAGUUGUGUUCCAAUGGGCAUACUAAGAAAACACACAAUAUUGGCGUUCUUUAAGGACUAGUUCGGAAACCACUUCUAUAUACUCAUUUUAUGAUGUCUUUAUAAGCCACACUUGCACAGAAAGGCCAGUUAGGCCUGCCUGAGCAUACUGAGAACGUGUUCCCUUUUCUUAUUCAAGCAGGUAUCAGGCAUCUAUUUGUAUUGUGUUUAUAUACUAAAGGGUUAUGUCAAGCACCAUGGCCACUUCAGUGAUUUGAUGUGGUCAUGGUACCUGGAGUCUGUAUGUGCAUAGUUGCGCUUUAAAAUGCUGCGAAUAUGCAGUAUAACACCUCGGCUGCAGGAGUUGUAAUCCCACCUCUAACAGUGUCAUUGCGGUGUCAUCAACCAGUGUCCAUUCUGCACAAAUUUCAUUGCACAGAAUGUGAGUCAUUAGCUGCAAGUGGUCAUCCGAUGGUCUCAGCCAAUGGAUGGUAAUGGAAGUGCAUUGCCAUCCCAACGGUAACCCAUGUCAGGGAGUAAAACAUUGUUAAACAUUUUGCCCCAUUACUGGGCAACUAGGCCGGGGUACAUCUGGCAUCAUUACUACUGCAACGGUCUGUAGUUGAUAUGAUUAUUGUAACAAUUCUUUCAGUGUGAAUAUAUUAUACAGUACUAAUAACACAAGUUAAAACAGUUCAUUUUGAAACAGUUUUUACACACAGCACUGUUACAUUUCUUAUCAUCUAAAUAUGGAAUUGGAGGAAUGGCAAGGGCAACUAUUUUAACCUAAAAUUUAGAAUUCCCUUUUCAGUUUCAAGUUCUAAUUUAGGGAAUAAACUAACAUAGGAUUUAAUUACUAAACUAUUAAAUGAAACUGAAAACCUGGGUAAAAUAGACACAUCUUUUAGUUGGAGAAUCUUUUUCAAUAUGCUCUAUUUUGGCUUAAAUGUUACCGUUUCGAUUUCUGUUUUCAGCUUUGUGAAUAAACGUCAUAUGUUUGCUUUUUACUGUGCUGUUUAUUAUUUCUAUAUAUUGUGCAAGCAGCAGCCAAUGAAAUCAAUGAGGAAGUAUCUACUAUUGAAAUUACCCGUUUCCCUUCCUCCCAAUUACUAUCUAAUGGAUGAGAGGCACGAAGAAGCCACCAUUUCUUUUCUCCUCUUGCCAGAUGAAACAAGGAAGCAUGUCAGUCCAUUUAAACAAGAACUGCUAGCUUCCUUUUUUUUUUUUUUUUUUUUCUUUCUUUCACUGAAGAAAUAUACCAAGAAUAAUUGGAACAUAAAUUCACUUACUUGCACUUCCAUUUAGCAAAUCAUCGUCCCAUUCCUAUUCUACUUUACACAUGAGCGAUUUCAAUUUGUAAUUAAUUCCACUAGGAUAUGAAAACUGAGACCCAUUCAAGAUUCUGCUCAUAUGUGCAUAUAGCGUAAACUGUCUUUUUUUUUUUUUCAUCAUUUCCUCUUGUUUUAACGACCUGUUAACUCAUGGAGGACGGAUUUCAGGAUGCUUGGGAAGGGGGUUUGCCUUUUAGGUCAUGGGACAUGUAAGUUUAUGUGCAUUAAUGGCCUUAGCUGUGCAUUUUCUAAAGGCAGUUGGGACAUCAUUGGGACAUCAUUGGUAUCUUUAAUAUAGUGUGAAUAAAAUCUCAAGCGUGCUGUGUAUAUAAAAAAAAAACAAAAAACAAACAAAAUAAACAAUGCUUCAAGUAACUGCUUAAAUUUUCGUUGUGUGUUUAAAAAGGCUCUUAUGUGAAUCUUAAACGUUUUAAAUGCAAUAAAAUCACAACAAAGUUCAAUUAAUUUACUAGUUAUUAGCUGAUAGAACAGGAAUGUGUUUUAUUUUAUAUAUGUAUGCUUUCAAUUUUCAAAAUGAGCAAUCUGUGAUAUUUAUAAAAAGUGAUGGAUAUGUACCCCCAGAUUGUCGCCAUACACCAUGGAGAGGGUCCGCUUUUGCAGCUUUACACAGGGGAAGACCACCGGAACUUCCAGUGAAUUAUGGAAGGCCCCUAAAUAUUGGUAAGUUCUGUUUUGGUUGUAAUUAACUGGUUCAUGGUUUGUGCAAAUCAUGAUGUUAUAUUAGUAUAUGAGCACCGCCUAUCCUUUGUUUUAUAAUUGGGAAUCAGUUGACUUCUUAUGUUCAAAUGAUGGACAUGAUGUGAAUUCAGUUAUUCUGGUCUUCAUGCCAUAAUAUGCUUCACCUAAAUGAAUACUCUUAGUCCUAUGUAUAGUAUGGGACAGCUUUUUAAUGGUAUGUCAUGUCUUUUAUUUUUAUUCUCGUAAUAAAGUUCUCUUCUGAGAACUUUGUUUUAGAAUUUUCAAGAUGUCAGUUUUCAGGAAAUGCAGUAUUUUGUGUGUGUGUGUCAAUUCGCAACCUUUGUGGAGAGGGAUCUAUAUAAUUUGUCCGUAGCAUUAGCUUGCAGAUACAUUUCUCAUGCUCCGUGGCAAAAUUCCUGUAAAAAGCACCUUUCUUGGACAUGUCUCCAUUGCACUGGCGAGUUGGGUAGUUGUCCUGGACCUUACAAAAGUAAAGUGCUUUUUAUUUUUUUUUCCCCUCCAUAGAGGCCUACUAAAAAUGAAAUGCAAACCCAUUGGCAGGGGUUGUAACUGCGGGUAUACAUGUUUCUCAUUCUGUUCACUAAAUAGGUUUUAACAAUUGAAAUAAUUUAUUCAUUAGUAAUAUGUGUGGCUGUAUUUUCUGCCCUCUGUAAAUGGCAUAUCUGUAGGCUAAAUUGCACAAGAAAAUCGAAAUGUCAUGUAAACAAUACAUUUGCUGUUGUUCGUGUAGCACUGUGUGUACAUUGCAUGUUCUUGUCUAGAAAGACACUUUUGUCAAUGACAGAUGCACUUUAUGUGGACAUUUAUUCUGAAUGUUUGUUUUUCUUCAAAUGUGAGAGCAUUUUGUAGCAUUCACAGAUAAAAACUUCAAAAGUUCAAGCAUUUUGGUUAAAGAAUGUGAAAGUCAUUUUUGAAGAUGACUGUUGUAAGAUUUGACAAAAUGAAAAGUGCAAAAUAAAUAUUUUCUUCCUGUCAAAAAUAUAAUCAGAUUGUAUGACUGUUUAUCAGCAGAUUUAGGCUGUAAUUUUCUUUUUGUUAGUGAUCUAAAAGUCAUUUUUAUUAAAGAGGAACGUUCAUUUUGCAAUGUUUUAAUUUUCUGGUAGACAACCACUUAUUGUUGAUAAUAUAAUGAACGGUGUGAAGGAGCUCCUGUACUCUUGCUGAGUACCUCCGCAAAAGUUUCCCAAUUACUGGAAAAGAAUCACUAAAGUGACUAUAGUCUUUCUCCAAACACCAGUCGGUGAAGAGUUAAAAUAACACGCUUUAUUGUGACAUGGUGGCAUAUUUCUAGGAACAUUCCACAUAGGGGGUUAUCCUAGUUAAGAAUGGGUCCACUCCCUAGCGCCUCAGUGUCUGGGAGAUAAUUCAGUUAACUCGAUACAACAGGUCUCCAUACAAUAUGAAUCUCAAAACAUAACUUUCCCCACAUGAAGAGGUUACAAGAUGUACAUUCCUGGACAGGACCAGCUUCCAAUAGUAAGCUUUCACAGAAGCGCACAAAUUGAAGGUAUGAGGCCUAAGUAAUUACUGAGGAAAAUGUUAUCAGGACGCGGCUCAUUGUCAAACUACAUGUCUGUUCGUCCACCCAUUGUAAAGCGCUGCAGAAUUUGACGGCGCUCUAUAAAUAUCAUAAUAAUAAACUGACGUACAGUUCCAGGCUGUUGUCGAUCAAGUGCUGGUUAUCAUAAAGAGGUAUUUGUGGAAGGGGGCUCCACCUGACUUGCCUUACCUCCAGUUAGCCCUCUCCUAUAUGCCCUUGUGUAGGUAUAGUAGUUGUAGAAAGUUCUGCCAGACCUCUGGCUGAGUGGAAGUCGUUGCCGGCUUGCCUGUAUCUCCCAGAGGUGCACUUCUGGCUUUCCCGGCCAACAUGAAUGUUGUUGGGUGGUAAAUCAGCGCUUUGUUGCCUAGAGGGUAGAUGGACAUAUGGAGCUGUAGGCAAGGGUGUGAAGUGGCUAUUUUGGGUGGGAGUUGCAUAGAGUCCUGCACCAGUUGUUAGUGCAAUCUGGGCAGGCUCCAUCACAGAACGCACUUGCCUAUGCUAAUGUUUACAGUAGUUUUCGGGAGUGUCCAGGUGACCCUGUUUUAUUAACCUUGUUUAAGUUCCCAAGUUAGAGAAAUCAAAUCAAAUGGCUAAUCUUAGUGAAGAUUCAGCAUUCUAUCGGGUUUUUAAAUGCAAUUCCCAUAACAAUUCAUUUCUACUGUAUAACAAAGUCCUAUCUGGUUUAAAUUCAUAUAACAUGACUGGACCACUUUAACUUAGGACUGCCUCCAGAUCUUGUUGAUUCUUAGUUGCGAUAAUACUUGGCCAUCUCAAUUAUUGGAGUUUGUAGUACAUUAGAAACGUAGAAACAUAGAAUGUGACGGCAGAUAAAAUCCAUUCGGCCCAUCUAGUCUGCCCAAUUUUCUAAAUACUUUCAUUAGUCCCUGGCCUUAUCUUAUAGUUAGGAUAGCCUUAUGCCUAUCCCACGCAUGCUUAAACUCCUUUACUGUGUUAACCUCUACCACUUUAGCUGGAAGGCUAUUCCAUGCAUCCACUACCCUCUCAGUAAAGUAAUACUUCCUGAUAUUAUUUUUAAACCUUUGCCCUUUUAAUUUAAGACUAUGUCCUCUUGUUGUUGUAGUUUUUCUUCUUUUACAUAUAGUAUCCUCCUUUACUGUGUUGAUUCCCUUUAUGUAUUUAAAGCAAAGGUACAUUCAGAUUACUCUGGUUUUCAAGUACGUCCAGGGGAUGUUACCUUAGCCCAACAUCCAGGGGUUGUUACUUUUACCCAAUUUAAUGGUACUCAUUUUAUCUACCCCGGAAGGUAUUUAUCUACCCUCCUCUUGCUAUUUAAUUGCUUAAAUAAACUGAUAAAAAAAAUUUUUUCUUUUUUUUCAUUAGUGAAUGUCAUCUCAGCCAGAGAGCUUACUGGAUGUGCACGCUUCAGCCACAUAAUCCCAGUUCCAACCUACCAGCAAAUGAAAAUGCACAAGAGGAUUCUGGGCCACUUGUCGUCUGUGUACUGUGUGGCUUUUGACCGCAGUGGAAGGCGCAUCUUUACUGUGAGUUUGUGAAAGAAUAGAAUCUGAGUGUAUUUUGUUCAAAGCCAAAAUUGUUACUGGGACACUUUCUUGUAGCAGCAAGUAAGGUUUUAUUGACCAAUGUAAAGGGAUAUAAAGCAUGUUUACAUAUUCAUUUGUGUAGGGUGUAAUGUAGCAACAACAGUCCAUUCAUACACAGCAUAGUAAAUACAGAGGAAAUUAGGAAUGUUUGGCCAGUCCGUUUUUAUUUGGAGACAAAAGAUGGUCUCCAAGAUAAAGAUAUAUAAAAGAAAAUAUGUAAAUGUGGAUAAACUGGACUGCAAUAAUAAAACCGAUUAUGCAGAAUUUGCAACAAAGGCCGCCCGAUUUAAAUGCAAAGUUCUGCUAAUGGUAAAAAUUUCAUAAGCUGAAAUAUAAUAAAAUAUUUUUUCUUUUUAAUAAAAAUAAUGUUUUAGAGCAAUCCAUGGUAAUUUGAAAACAAAAACCAUAAACUAAAUGAGAGUGAGGAGGAAUGUAUGCAAACCUGGUGUGUAUGUAAUAAAAAUCAAAACAGGUCCCCCAUCUCUGGGACUGAAAGAUUCAUUGUUAGACAGAUAUUACACCAUUUAGUUUCAAUAAUGGUCUCCGGUCAGUGCCAAUUAUAAGAUCAAUGUAUAUCAUGGCACUUCUCACUGAACUGCCCUUAAGGGAUGUGAUUGAAACAAAAUCAUGUUUGAGUUUUGCAUGGAAUUGUUUAUGAAAUUUGCGUUACCAGGAAGAAAACUGUUCCUCGAUACUGAAAAGAGCCUAAAAGCUCUCAUUGAUCAUAGUCAGAGAGAGGUUUUAAGCAAUCCUAUGUGUGUACAUGUGUACGUUCUUGCUCAAAUAACUCAUAUGUCCACUCACAGACUAUAGAUUAAAAAAAAUAUAUAUAUAUAUAUAUAUAUAUAUGAUGUGCAUGUUAAUGUAAUUCCUAUUAUAUAUAUUUUUUUUUUUUCACAAUCUAGCAAUAACAAGAGAACAGUGUAGGAUGUAAAUGCAUUGUUUUGGCAAUGUUACAAGUUUGGUUUGUCUGUACUGAAGGAUGGGCACUGUAUCCUUCAUGGUUUGUAAUAGAUUUCUAAUAUUUGGAAAUUGUGGAACUUGUUAUAUGUGACAGCAGUUCUGUUUGGAAUGGCAGACCUGGCCCAACAUCCCUCCUCACCCCCACACUGCCAGCAUUCCUCUGACAUGCUAUAUUAGAAUUUGUGUAGCAACCACAAGGUCCUGUACUAGUUCACUUUUUACCUAACGUGGUCUUCCGACGAGACACAAACCUGGUAUUCGCAUAGAGCCUUCUCUGGAGGAGUUGUUAAAGGGAAGAAAUUUAAUUUUCUAUAUAUUCUUCCUUGAGACAACUUUGUAUGAAAAUCCAUGAGAUUUCCAUGUAAAUGAAGUCUUUGCAUAAGCAGUUUAUAGUAUGGUUCAGCUGACAAUAGCUGAACUGUUAAAGGCUAAAGUGGUAGUGGUAACCAAUCUGAGAGUGUGGGGGUAGUUGGGGAGGGGCAGGAUGGUAGUUUGUAUCGGUGUUUGCCCCUGUAAUACUAAGCUAGUCUGUUUGUUUGCUCUGUUUUGUAUUGCUUACUUGCAUCAUGUCUUAAAAACUCAUUUAUUCCAGGGAUCAGAUGACUGUCUUGUAAAGAUAUGGGCCACUGAUGAUGGUCGACUUCUCUCCACUCUUCGUGGGCAUGCAGCUGAAAUCUCAGACAUGGCUGUGAAUUACGAGAACACCUUGAUUGCCGCUGGUAGUUGUGACAAGGUGGUGCGUGUGUGGUGUCUGCGCACAUGUGCACCUAUAGCUGUGCUACAAGGUCAUACAGCCUCAAUCACUUCCAUACAGGUGAUAUAAAGAUCAUAUUAUGCUCAGUACCAUAGUAACAUAUAACUGACCAUGUCAAGAUUCCAAAAGGUUUUUUAUUUUUUUUCCAUUUUCGGACUAGUUUUGAAAUUACAGGGACACCUCAGGCACUAGGAGAGCAUUAUAGGUACACAGUAAUUUGUCAAUUGUUUAGCGCAAUGGGCGUGUUAAACAAAUCCACCUUGACAAAUUUCCUUUGACAAAUCCAUAUUGGCAUUGUUUCUGCCAGCAGUAGUGAAUAUUUACAGGUUUCUUUAAAUAGUCUGUUCAGUAUGACUAACAGGGUCAGUAGUAAUUCUGCCAUGCCAAAAGUGUUGCAGGUAUUGGCAUGGCUGAAUUCUCCUCUACCCGUAAUCAUCGUAUCCCUCAUUGCACAGGUGUAUAAAGAAUUACCAGGUUUUGCUAAUGAAUAGGCUCAUCUAGAAAAAUACCUGCAACAAGAGCAAUCUGUCUAUUUCCAGAUGUAGUCUGUGUUAUCCAUAUGGGUUGUUUUUUUUAAUUCACUGUUGAUUUUCGGUUUACCUGCAAAACAUCAGGAUUCAGAUUCCUUUGGAAAUAUGUGAUCUAUAAACCAUUUCUAUUCCACAGUUUUGUCCAGCAACUAAAGGAAAAAUUAGAUACCUCACUUCUACUGGUGCUGAUGCGACAAUCUGCUUCUGGCAGUGGCAUGUGGACGAGAUGACGUUUGAGUAUGCUUCCUUGUAUUUCUUUGUGUGCUUGAAUCAGUGUUUGUUAAUUGUAUCCAUUGAAGCCACAUUCCCAGGCCCUGCUCAAGGUUAAGAACUAGAACACAAGACCUCCCUGCUAGCCUCUCUCUUCUGCAGUAUCUUAUUCCUCCUUUAUCUGGCCUAAAGAUUACAUUACUCAGAGAAGCUUAGUGUCAUUUAUACAGAUAACGUUAGCACAUCAUGGAGGCCUUGUCAGGUUUGUUACUACUUCCAACUCUGUACGAUUAGAAUGGUCGGGAUCCACCUAUAUUAUUUAAUACAUACAGGGCUAUUCACUGAACUCCUAAUUUUCACUAAUGAUAAAUGGCAAAAAAAGCCAAGCUGUGAGUAUUUUUUUUCUUUCUUUCCUUCUUAAAUAAAAUCCUUUUUUUGUCUCUGCAGUGAUCGCCCUGUGAAGUUCGCUGAGCGGUCCAGACCUGGCGUUCAGAUUUCUUGUUCCUCCUUUAGCUCCGGUACAUGUCAUAACAUUACAAAGUCACAAAUAAUCAAAAGUAUUGAGUUUUAUAGAGUCCACCACAAAUUUAGCGCACUGGAUUUUUUUUUUUUUUCCAUUCUGUACAUGCUGAAAUUAUUAGUUUGUGUUGUAAUUUGUGCCUUUUUAUUCGGGCAUCCUUGAUGACCUGGUCAAAUUACCCAGGAAUUCUCCAUAUUCUUAAACCAUUUGUCAUGCAUAACCUGAAAAGGCACCAUUUUAAUCUGCAAAUGAUGUCUUCUAUACAUUAUGCUAGCCAAAUGACUGCAGAUUUGCAGACAGUGAGUAGUAAAUAAAUGCAUUUAAGGGGUAUCGUAUUCCAGCACUCCUAACUUUUGUCUUAAACGACCAUUAUAGGCACGCAGACCACUUCAGCUCAAUUAAGUGGUCUGGGUGCCAGGUCCCUCUAGUUUUAACCCUGCAGCUGAAAACAUAGCAGUUUCAGAGAAACUGCUAUGUUUUACUGAGGGUUAAUCCAGCCUCUAGUGGCGAUCUACCUUACAGCCACUAGAGGCUGCUCCCGCGAUUUUCACAGUGAGAAGACGCUGACGUCCAUAGAAAAGCAUUGAGUAAUGCUUUCCUAUGGGAGGUUUGAAUGCGCAAGUGGUUCUUGCUGCGCAUGCGCAUUCGGCGCUGAUCUCUGCAGGAGGAGGAGAGUUCCCCAGCACCGAGGGAGCCAUGCAAUAGAGAAAGGUAAGUGGCUGAAGGGGUUUUGACCAUGAGGGUGGGGGGGCCUAAGGACUACAUAGCACCAGGAAAAUGAGUUUGUUUUCCUGGCACUAUAGUGCUCCUUUAAUAAUUUUAUCUAUAACUUUAUCUGCACGUGUUUGUUGAAAAUGACAUUGGUGUCUGAUUACACUCUCUUUCUCUGGUGUUUUGUUUCUUAGGUGGUAUGUUUAUAGCCACAGGCAGUACUGACCAUGUAAUAAGGAUAUAUUACCUGGGCUCUGGUACACCAGAAAAGUUGGCAGAACUGGAGGGGCAUUUGGUAAGACAUUUAAGUUUGGUAAACUCACUGAAAGCAGCAUGCUUGCCUACUACUGUUCUAAAAUAAUAUUGUUCGUGCAAACUUAUCCUGUACACAAGAGGCACAUGUGAGAUGUAGAGCAUUAUUAAAGAAAUGCACAAGCCUGUGGUUGUAUGGCAUUUUUUCUGUUGAUAUGGGACCAAAUAUGACCACUCCAUGAGCAUAAUGGGGCUGUGACUUCACCUUCGCAUGAAAGUUUUUUACUUCCCUGCACUACAGUUAACAACCCAGUAACAGCGUCAGUUCAAAAUGCUGGGGUGAACAAUAAUUUUCAGAGACGUUACAACUCCUUUUGAAGAAGGUUUUUCGCUAGACACCACAUUUUAUAGAACCGAGAACUACAUUUGCUAAUUUUUUGGAUAAAAGAGCCAAAUUGUAAAUUAUUGUCCAACUCCAUUGAUUUUUUUUUUUUUUUAAAUCAAUUGUGCAAUUUGUUUUGCAUUUCACUAUAAGUGUGUUUUGUGAAUAAGUCCCCAUAUAAACACUGUUGAUCUUUAGAAGAAAUGGGAAGUGUAAGGCAGCGUGCAUAAAAUUAGCAGUUUGGUCUUUUUAGAGUGCAGUUGUGAUGUCUGUGUAAUUAUGUAAAUGGUGAUGAUAUCCAACUGCAGCAGUGCAUGCCAAGAUCAGCUCUCCACUGAUUUAUAAUCAGGGUACACCAGUAGUGAUUGAUUGGCACUCGGGUUCCCUGAUAGCCCUGGAAGCCAAUUAGAGAAGACAAGUUUUACCUGUCACUUAGGGUAUGUGUUCACUGUGUUUUGCUCUGAGUGAUCAGUCAGCCUGGGGACCUAAACAGCGCAUUGUUAGGGUUAGAAAUAGUUUGACACAAGCAGUUUCACUUUACCAAACAGGCAUGUCAAACUUGAUGCUACAAGUUACCCAAAAAUCUGGUAAGGGGCUACAUGCAGGGCAUUAUUUCAAAUACAAAAAACUCUGUGAAUAUCCCCACCAAAAUAUGUGUACAAAAACACAAAAUAAUUCCUUAUAACCAGCAAAAACAUCAAAUUACAUUGCAAAAGUGCCAAAACAGCCUCAGUCUCAAAUCUUUUUGUAUUAACCAACAUAUUACUAAUUGUCAUCAGUUUACAUUAAAUUCUGCCUGCAUCUCCUUAAUAACAUUAAUCUACCCUUGCAUAUCAUGAAGCUUGACGUUCUUAUCACAGCGUAGUAACACGGUCACAAAUCACUGUCCUUUUUUUCAGGAUAAAGUAGUCGCUGUUCAGUUUUGCAAUAACGGAGACCGGUGAGUAGAGUUUUAUUUAUUUGGAAUCCGUAAGCCGUUCUUAUUUAAUGUUGUUAUACCAGCACUGAAAUUUGCCUUCUGGAAAUACUUAGCAGCUGGACAUCAACUCUAUUCUUCUUAUUCUUCUUCUGUUUUUAUUCUUUAAACAUUUAUAUAGACUAGUAAUUCAAUUUUCUGAACAUGCCAUUUUUAUAGGGCAUUAUUAGUUUUGCCCAGUGAGGGUAUUGCUGAUUUGUGCAUUUAUCAGUGCUAUAAUUAGGAGUAGUUAAACAAGUAACAAUAGUCCUUUCCUUUGUUUCUUUUAUCAUAAGCAUGGAACCUCGGAAAUAUUGGGACUGAACUUUAUCACUUAUAUUGUGUUUGCUUGCUUAGUUGUAUUUUUCUGUAGGGCAGUGAGAAUGUGCUUGCCUUCUAAAAAAUACACAAGGGUUUGUUCACAAAAUGUUGGAGCUAUCAAAUUUCAAAAUUAAUAGAAAAAGUACAGAUUUUAGAAGCAUACUCCCCUGUAGUUGUCACAAUUUCUACUAGAGUGAUUUCUAAAAAUGUAUUAUUUUUUAUUUAAUGUAAUUUUUUUUGUUCUCUGAAUGUUUCUGAACUUUAAAGGACCACUAUAGUGCCAGGAAAACAUACUCUUUUUCCUGGCACUAUAGUGCCCUGAGGGUGUCCCCACCCUCAGGGUCCCACUCCCGUGGCGCUGAGGUGGGAGGAAGGGGUUAAUCACUUACCUUUUUUUCCCCUCACCGCUGGGACUCUCCUCCCUCUUCUUCCAUCAUCGGCUGAAUGCGCAUGCGCGGAAAGAGCCACGCCCGCAUUCAGCCAGUCCAUAGGAAAGCAUUCUUAAUGCUUUCCUAUGGACACUGGCGUUUUCUCACUGUGAAAAUCACAGUGAGAAGCGCGGAAGCGUCUCUAGCGGCUGUCAAUGAGACAGCCAUUAGAGGCUGGAUUAACCCAAAGGUAAACAUAGCAGUUUCUCUGAAACUGCUAUGUUUACAACAGAAAGGGUUAACCCUAGAUGGACCAGGCACCCAGACCACUUCAUUAAGCUUAAGUGGUCUGGGUGCCUAUAGUGGUCCUUUAAUUCGACUUUUAGUUCACUACACUAAUGAUCGCUCUGACUAGAGGAACAAAGCCUUCUCUAUGUUGUGUUAUCAUUUAGACAUGUACACAUUGUACGAGUCUGUUGUACACAUCUGUGACAAAUGCAAAUUUUAAUGGAAAAUUAGCAUUUUUUUCAGGAAUUCCUGUGUGAUGAGAUAAAACAAAAGUAACAGUGAUUAAAGUUACAGAAUAAUGAAUGGAGCAGACUAAUCCCUCCCCCCCUUCCCGAUGCAAAAAAGACACUUUUCAGAAAACUUGACUAAAUAUCUCCCUUUGUUUCAGUUAUUAGUUUAUAUCUUUUAGUGUUCUGGGGUAUUUGCAUCAUUCAAAUAGCCAAUUGUUAAGUGCCAUCUAGGGUGUUUUUCUAUCUUAUAUGGCUAUUGAAGCUAUAAACACUAGUAGUGUCUUGUUCUUGUGCACAAAUGAUCUGAAUUUAGUGUGAAUAAAAGGUUUGUUUUUUUUAAUCUAGUCUCAAUAGACCUCACCCAUUUCCCCCACUGUGAUUUUUAAACGAGACUCUUCACGAUCUGAUCAAUUUAACAGAGACACAUACAGAAAAUUCAUGCCACUCCAAGCUUGACAACCCCUCUCCAGGCAUGUCUUGUAUCAACUGACCCCUGAAGGAUCCAUAUACCAGAUGGUCCUUUCUCUUCACAUAUGGUAAUUGAGGGCCUCGCAACAUAUAUGUGGCAGUUGUUUUAUGUAAACCCCUUUUUAUUUUUAAUUAUUUUCAAAUAUUCCUAGCAUAUCUAAGUUUUUAUUCUGUAUCCGUGAGCUCUUGUUGGCCAGAAUUCUUUUUAAUUGCAGUCUUUUGGCGUAAACCGUUACUUUAGUGUCUCUGAAUUGGAAAAGUGGUCUCUACCUCCAGGCUAAUGCUGUGUUACAUUAAGCGUUGGAGCGAGAUGAACGAAUAGAUUUCUGGCCUCUCUGUUUUGGCUCAGUAAGAGAGCUAUUCUAUUCCCAUCUGUUGUCUUCAGGGAAAUAUUAAGGUUUUUUGUUAGUUUUUUUUGGUUGGAAGGGAAUUGGGCAGGGGUAAUUCUUUGCAUGUAAAAGUCCAGUAUUACCUUGAUUCUUUUUAGAAGAGUGUUGUCCACUAAUUAGACUCCAAGACUUAAACUGGAACUCAGUCAUUUAUUGUUUAAGAAGUGUUGCCGUGUAUAGUGGGAGUUGCAGUCAGCCACCACCAGACAGCCAUGUAUUGACUGCCCUGCUCUGUAAUCAUGAAAGUGAAGAGUUCACUGACUGCCCAAAAUGUCUUAGAUUGCUUUAUUUUGAAAGUGAGCUCGGAAUGAUGCAACAACUUAGGUUUAUUCGCUAAGCAGUGAAUUGAAAACCAAAUUGCUAAUUUUAGCUAAAUUCUCCAACUCUGCUAGGUCACAGCUUGGCUAUUUUAGCAGCUCUUUUUUUUUUGGUUCACUACAGUUUAUUGUUUUUAGGAAAUAAACCUCUUGGUGUCUUUGACAGACAUUUUACAAAAGUAUCAACUUCUGCUCUUUGAUCAUUAAAGGACCACUAUAGUGCCAGGAAAACAUACUCGUUUUCCUGGCACUAUAGUGCCCUGAGGGUGCCCCCACCCUCAGGGUCCCCCUCCCGUCCGGCUCUGGAAAGGGGUUUAAACUUACCUUUUUCCAGCGCUGGGCGGGGAGCUCUCUGAUCCUCCUCUUCUCCUUCCCGUCGGCUGAAUGCGCACGCGCGGCAAGAGCUGCGCGCGCAUUCAGCCGGUCACAGGAAAGCAUUUACAAUGCUUUCCUAUGGACGCUGGCGUGCUCUCACUGUGAAAAUCACAGUGAGAAGCACGCAAGCGCCUCUAGCGGCUGUCAAUGAGACAGCCGCUAGAGGAAAUAGGGGAAUGCUUAACCCAUUCAUAAACAUAGCAGUUUCUCUGAAACUGCUAUGUUUAUGAAAAAAUUGGGUUAACCCUAGCUGGACCAGGCACCCAGACCACUUCAUUAAGCUGAAGUGGUCUGGGUGCCUAGAGUGGUCCUUUAAUCCACAGUAAAUUAUUAUUUCUUUUUUUUUAAUAAAAUAUUCGGCCUCCAAGUUUGCUCAGAAAAGCAAUAAUGCACAGUUCGUGUUUGAGUAUUUUAGUACAUACAUUGUAGAGAUGUGUAAUGUGAAAUGUCAUGAAGUUAUCAAGUUUUUAUGAUCUCAAUUUGUGAAAAUCAGUAGUCACAUUUAUCAAGUCAGUUUAGGGUCUCGUACUACAAUAGGUAAAGCUGGUAUGACUGAUAGUUACUUAUUUAUGUGCACAAGGCCAUUGAAUGACUUAUUUAGUGAAAUGGUGAGAGCUCCCGUGAAGCACAGCAUUGUGGGAAACUACCCAAUCAGAAUACAAAACUUCUCUGUGCAGAUUCUCCUGGGUUUAUCCAUUUUAGGGACGAAGUUGCUUUAGGCAUAUACUGUCUCAUAUUCAAUUUAAAGAUAGUUUUAUUUCACAUUUGAAGUGUUGUUGGGUUUUUUGGUCGAUCACACUAGAUAUAGAUGUGGUAGUUAUGUGCUACCUCACAUACAGUCACAUGAGAAUGGAUUUCUUUUUCUGGGCACCCUUCGAGUCUCCUCCUGUGGAUGGGAGGAAUGUAUGCCAUUUAAGGGAUAGGGUUCUAUGGCCUCUUAUUUGGGUCCUCCUGCAGCCCAUGCUGGUAUUUUAAUUCCCCUUACUGGAGUCACUGUACAAUCAAAUGUGAAUUCCAGAGCAGAACAUCCAAAAAAGAGCCUCUAGUAAACCAGGAAUAAUUAGCAAAAAGUAUCUAAUCACAACAAAAAAUGCAGUAUAGGAGGGAACCAGACAACAAGAAAAAGUGUGAAACCACUUAAUACGCUUACGCCAGACUCAAUACUUAUUCUUAGACAACACGAGUGGAGGGUGAAGCUAGAUAGUGCUCAGACUACUCUGUGGAGGGUGAAGCUAGAUAGUGCUAGAUCAGACAACUCUGGUCUCGUCUGGCUCAGGACGUACCCAUCUCGACCUUGCAUGGUUACUUGUAGGGCCACAGAUGCCAUUUAUUCUAGGACUGUGUUUAUUGAAGAAUCCCCUGCUUUUAUUGCUCUAAAUAAUGAUGAUGAUACAAUAAAUGAUCACUUUAAUGAGCGUUGAUCUCUUCAUUCAUCACCUGUAGAUGAGCAUAUGGAGUAUAUUCAGUAUCCUGUUUUUGAGGGGGAUUUCCUUCACCUCUGGGUGAGGUCUGGUUGUAAGGUGACACAUUAUUGAAGAGCCUGUCUUCUAAACCCCUUACAUUUCCUUUGCCAGACCCAUUCUCUGCUUUAGUGUAUAAAGAAUAGGCUAAGUCUGUCUGACUGACUUGCCUUUUGUCCCUUCGUCUGAAGCAAACAUGUUUCCUAAUCCUGAUUAUCACGUUUCCUUCUUAAUAUCACAAGUAUAAUAACAGGGGAAAUGAUUGUAAUAAUCACUUGAGAAACCAAGGUAAGCUGUUGCUACCUGCAUUUACAAACAUUGCCUAUGGCGUGUUGUGUGAAGUGUUUACAUUCUGUGGUUUGAAAUUAUUUGGUCUCUGUGGGUCACGCGAGGUCUGUGGAGUACAUAACCAAUAUCCUACUGAUAAGAUUUUCUUGCCAUCUCCAUUUGUUUGCCGUAGGGUUAACCACUGUCCCAUUCAGCAAAGGAAGUUGCUAGGUUGCUCCCAUUUUUCUAAUAUCCACAUUAAUAUUUACUCUUUACCAAUUUCCAGCUUGUGCUUUGUCAGUGGGAGCCGAGACGGGACAGCGAGGAUUUGGCAAUACCAGCAGCAGGAAUGGAAAAUGAUCGUACUGGAUAUGGCCGCUAAGAUGGCAGGGUAACUCAUUGGCAUUCAUUUUAACUAAAAUCCAGACAGAUGUUAAUCUUUUUAAUAAAGGAGAUAGUACAUUGCAAGAGAAUGGUGGCUGGGAUACUGUGUUUCUCUUUAGUAAACUGGGUAUUAAUAUAAUCAGACAGAUGUUCAUUUUCAAAGUGACCUUAAAGGAUAUCGGUAUAAUAUGCAGACAGGCCUUGGGACAAAAUGGUGAAUCACUGUAAAUUAAAGAAAUCUGGUUAAACCGUAAGAAUCCUCUUGAGAGAGUUUAUUCACUAAAUAGUGAGAAUUUAGUGGAUUUUUAAAAAUGAUUCCCCUCUACUUUGCGUACAUUUUGCAUCUUUAGUGAAUAUACUGGCAAGGGGAAGUUGAAAACGCUUUAUGUUGCACUUUUCUGUUAAAUACUUUUUUUUUUUUCUUUAAAAGCAAAUAGUAACUUAAAGGGAUUUUCGAAACAACGGUAUUAAUUAGCACAAAAGGGAUGUGCUUCAAAAAAGUUAAUACUUAUCGUUGGUGUCCAAAAUCUUCCAACAAGUGGAAAAACAUGUCAAAUAAAAUACACAAUAUAGUGAAAAUCAAAAGGUGAUGAUUUUGUAUAAGACCAAACAAACAUAAAUUUCAAGAGAAAUUGCUGUAAUUUACACUUAUAAAGGUAGCAGACACAAUUUCUAAAUGGAGUUUAAUUCUUUAAAAAAUAAUAAUAAUCCAUUAUGUGAAACCGUAUAAUGUAGCUCUUAAAAUAUAGAUAAUAGAUUUAACCUCCAAAAAAAUCCUAAUUACAUAGAUCAAUAGAGGUUAUGAUUUGGCAAAGAAAAAACAAAGUAUCAGAAACCUGAAAAGCUUACCCAGGGCGAUCUGAUGGUACUAGCCGAGUCGUAUCAAACUGUGCUACAAACUCAUUGAACUAUGGGCUUUAAAAGAGCUAUUAAAGUGUGUGUUUUUAGCUAUUUAUGGAAUUCUUAACUGUCAAUCAGUGAAUAUGUUAAUUUGCCUAGAAGUGUGAAUACCUCUCUAAUACGACUUUAAAUAAAUGUGACAUUUCUAAGAAGCUGAAACCGGUAAAAGAAAAAAAAAAAAACAUAAGUGUGCCUUGGGAAUUUCUCGCUUAUUAAAGUGAACCUUGGUCCAUGAAGGUUUGAGAAGCAUUCCUCUAAAAUAGGGUUCAUCUAAACCUUGUGUGGAAUUGUGCACACCCUGUCUAGUAUUCUCAUUUCUUGGACAUUUUUGGUAAAAUAAUCCAAAUCCUCCAUAGUUUUGCUGCACUUCUCGGCCCCAUAGGCUUUAUUAGAAUAUAUUGCUCCUAUCUAAAAGGUUUUUGUAAAAGUCUCCCCUUGAUAAAAUUGUAUUUGUAUUUUUAAAGAUAACUCUGCAAUAAAUGUUGUAAUCUUACAGGACCAAUGUUACAAGCGCAGAAGACAAGGCUCCCAAGCUGAAAGUCACAAUGGUGGCAUGGGACCGAUCCGAUAGCUCAGUCAUUACUGCAGUGAACAAUUUCCUUUUAAAAGUGUGGCACUCCCACAGUGGCCAGCUUCUUCACGUAUUAUCUGUGAGUAUCCCAACGUCUGGGUUCAUAUUUCUUAAAUAGAUGAACUUUGUGUAUUCUGUGUAGAUCUGUGGGGGAAAAGUUGUCUUAGCUGACAGACUAGGGCUGCAGGUAGAAUGCUUUUAAAAAUAGUCUCUGGUGGGUGUGUAGCAGCAUUUACAUAUUUUCAUGAAGCUCAUAUAGUCACACAAGAGAUUUCUGGGAUCUACUCCUGCUUUUUAUUCUCCUGAAGCUGUUCACCAUAAUCUAUAAUUGGCAUCAGUUACAUGGGACAAAUGGACUAAUUGUGUAUUUAAUUGAUGGGGAAAAAAAAACAGGUGAAUAUAUCUUGUUUUUAAGUAAUUUGAAACGGUUUGCCAAAGGAAAGAACGUCAUAAUAUGCAUUUGGUUGUAAUUUAAUGCGUUUAACAGAUUGUAUACCCACAUAUCUCUCUGAUGCUGGAGUGGUGUGCCACACACAUGACACAAUAAAAGUUUUUAACUAAAAAAUAUUCACUUGGACAUACAUGGACACACGCACUAUUCCUAUGAUUUCAUCAUUAGUUUGUAAUACUAUCUUCAUUUCCUGAGAAUUCUAUUAUCCAUCCAAACAUGGAAUAACAAUAUUUAAUGAUCUUGUUCACUUUGCGCAAUCCCCUGGAUGUGACAAAAUGGCUCUUUUCCUUGACUCUGUGUAACAUUUUUCUCUUUGUAUUCUUCUGGAGGAUUGAUACUAGAAACAAUGCCUAAAAUUUGUAAUCUUAUGCUACUAGCCAGACUUUAAAAAAUUACUCACAACUGCAACCAAGGGUGUAUGUGUCUAGUACUUGCUAUCACUAAUUUUUCUCUUGAUAAUAGCUAGUGGCAUGUGGACAUUUUUAACCUGGUUAGAAAUGUUUUAAAAAACGAGAAAACACAACUUUAUUUUAACAAAUCUUUCUUCGCCAGGGUCACGAUGAUGAAGUAUUUGUGUUGGAAGCUCAUCCUUUUGAUUCCAGAAUUCUACUUUCUGCUGGGCAUGAUGGCAACAUUUUUGUAUGGGAUCUAGAAAAAGGAACAAAAAUUCGAAAUUACUUUAACAUGGUAAGUCAAAAUAUGAGCUCUUUGGUUUUAAAUAUAUUUUUUCAUCUGAAUUUCUUUGGAACAUAAGUCAUGAAGUGAAGAUGACAAAAGAAAAUGUAAAUAUACACGAUUAGAAAGUCAUAAUUUUAAAUAUGCUAAUUGAAAGAGAUGUGGUGCACUAAACUAAGAAAAUAUGUACCCAGUUAGCUUACCUGUAAUAUCGGUGUUAACCUGCACCCUGUGUAAAGGAAAUGUUAGCAGGUGGGAGCAUGGAUCACUCUUUGUUUUCCUACUCACUCUGUUGAGGAGUGCAAUUAUAGCUAAGCUGUAACAGAGAAAAGCGAGGUCUCCCCUACUCCUUUCAUUUCCAGUUGUUGGUAUUCUUUUAUUCGUGUUUAAGAUAACUCUAUACUUGUCUGCAGAUUGAAGGCCAAGGUCACGGUGCUGUUUUUGACUGCAAGUUUUCACCUGAUGGACAGCACUUUGCCUGCACCGACUCUCACGGCCACCUCUUACUUUUUGGAUUUGGUUGCAGUAAGGCUUACGAAAAGGUAGGUUGUGAACAUUUAAUUUACAAAUUCCCUGGUGAAAUAGAUCAUUUACCAUACCAAACCCUUAGAAUGCUGUGCAUUAAGAGGACCCCACACUAUUAUUUGGUUGAAUUCUAAUUAAUCUUAUCGGAGUCACCUAAUCUGGUGUCUUGAAAGGGUAAACAAAGUUUGGCCAACUUGGAGCUCUAAACCUGCCAUUUUAUUUGAGCUUUGUUUAAAUUCAGCCUCAGGCUGUCUAAAUGAUUUAUACAUGCAUUGUUAUUCACCAGAAGGGGAAUUGUCUAGAACAUACAAGAGAGUUUACUUUUUAAGAUAAAAUAGUUGAACUGGAAAAAUAGGGGAUUUGAAGACAUUUUCUAGUUUGACUGUCUAUGUCUUAAUAAAUGAAAUUCCCUGGUCAGUUCAUGGUGAUGCUUGGUUUUGACUAAUCAGUCUGCUGAAUCAGAACAUGUGUACACAAAGCCGUGGCCUAAAACUGUAUGACUGGGGGGGAUGGCACAGCUUUGAAAUGUCAGCUGAAUGUAGAACAUAUGCAUGUUUUAAUGCUGAUAACUCAUCAGACUAUUUUAUAACCUGCAGAUCCCGGAACAAAUGUUCUUCCACACAGACUUCCGACCUCUAAUCAGAGAUGCCAACAACUAUGUGCUGGAUGAACAAACACAACAAGCCCCACACCUCAUGCCACCACCAUUCCUUGUGGAUGUAGAUGGCAACCCUCACCCUACAAGGUUACAGCGGCUUGUGCCAGGGCGAGAGAAUUGCAAGGAAGAACAGCUCAUCCCUCAACUAGGCUACAUCGCUAAUGGUAUUGUGUUUUGUUGUUUUAAUGCAAGAAGACAUGCUGAUAAGUUAAUUGUUGGGAUUUUUAUAUAUUUAGUUAUUUUUCGAACAUUAUCUAUUUAUGUCCUUACUGUUCACCUUUUGCAUGAUCCAUAUGAAAGGGACACUAUUGGCACCCAGACCACUUCAGCUCAUGGUCUGGGUGCAGUGUCCCUGUCCUCCUUACUCCUGCAAUGUAAAACAUUGUAGUUUUAGAGAAACUGCAAUGAUGACUUUACAGGACUAAGACUGCCUCUACUGACUGUCAGACAGCCACUAGAUGCGCCUCCUGGAUUCUAACAGAGUUUGACUCAGUUUAAAGAAGCUCGACAUCCUCACACUCUGCAUGAGGACAACCAGCGUUGGCGAAUGCCCAAUAGGAAAGCAUUAAGGCGAUGCUUUCCUAACGGGAAGGGCCUAAUGCGCUGGCGGCGCACACCGCGCACGCACAUUUGAUCCCCCUUCAGAUGAUAUCAGAGCCCAGACCCAGCACGGAAGGAGAUAAUUUCUGGAGUCUGGUAAGUGUCUAAAGGGUUUUUAACCUGUUAUGUGCUACAAGGGGGCAUGAGAGGGGGACAGGGGGGGAGAAGGGGUGACUAGAGGGCACUAUAGUGUUAGUAACACAAAUCUGUAUUUCCAACAUUAUAGAAUCCCUUAAAGUUCUAAAAACUCGAACAAUUAUCGGAACAUUCUGUUGGUAUCUAUCAGUUUUAGAAAAUUACCCCAUCAUUGUUUGAGUUCACAACUCCCUUUUAUUUUAUGUAGAGCAUACAUUGCUGUUAAUUAGUUAACUUAGAAAAGAACAAACAUGGCUAUGUAUGAGCUGGUUUAAAAGGGAAUUUAACAUUUUGCUGUACUUUAAUAAAAGUUAUAAUUACCUAAAUGUGAUCAACCAUAGACAAAUUAUCAGUUAAUCCAGUGGUAGUCAACCUUUUUCUACCUACUGCCCACUAAUGCAUCUUUCUUAAUGGAAAAAUGUCCUUACCGCCCACUAGUUUUCGCGUAAGUGUAGAAUAUUUUUUCGAAAGGAGGGUGUACAUACAUUUAUCUUUUUAUUUCUACUUAAUGCAUGUUUAUAAUGUUUUUAACUUUAUAAAGUUUAAUGAGAAAGUUCCCCCUCUGAAUCCCUCUGCUUCCUCCCGCGCGGUUUGUGUUUUAGUUGGGAGGAGUGACGUACAGUCACUUCCUCCCAGCUCUGUGAUGUAAUCACAGGGGGCCCGGUCACGCUGUUAAAGCGCCCAGCGCUGACAGGGCCUCCUUACAAUCCACAUCCAUCGGAUGGCCCUGACAGCAUAGGCCACCCGAUGGACCCCUUGGGCGGCGGCCCUGGCGGUUUGCCGCGUGGGCCAGGGCCACAAAUGUUGAUGAGGGUACUGCCGGCUCGCACCUGCCCACCCAAUCUCUCAAAAUGAGGAAAUCCCUGCCGUCCUACUAGUGGGCGGUAGGGACCAGGUUGACGACCCAUGAGUAAAUCCAUUUACAAAUUUUCUAGCUUUUCUUCCUCUGAGUUUUUGUUAAAGUUUUGUCCAGAUUUCUUUCUGCCGACACAGACAGUGCUCCAAACCCCUGUAGGGUGAAACACAAGGCUGUCAGCAAUGCCUGUUUGCCUCUCUAAGAGCUGAACAGCAACAGUUCAUUUUAACUCUUUUUAGGUUUGGGAGUUGUAUGUGCAAUUAAAUCAAGCCAUAUUAUUCUUGAACUUAAAAUGCACAACAUUCCUCUCUUAUAGAGUGUGUUAUAUAUGUUAAAUCUUUUGAAAUGUCUUUACUUUUAAGGAUAGUGUCUCUUUUUAGAGAAGUAAAUGGCAUUUGCUGACUAUAAAUGAAGGGGUUUAUAUUUAUAUAUUGUAUGUUUUGCUUUAACAAGGUAAUGGUGAGGUGAUGGAGCAAGUAAUUGGCCAGCAGACCGAAAACCAUGAUGGAAGUAUCCUCGAUGGACUAAUUAGGGAGUUGCAGCGGGAGCAAGAUGAGAGGCAUGUGGAUAAUGACGAGCCAAAUCCUGAUCCCUCACAUAACCCUCCUUAUAAUAGAACAGACUCAGGAAGUGGAUGUAAGUCUUGUUCGUUUGUUUUCUUUUACUAUAACCUACACGGUUUAUUUUUAAGUCUAUAUAGAAAUUGAAAUAUAUAGUGCAAGACGCUAAUUGCGUUUUGCCAAAGAAUAAGGACUUAUUUUAUGUCUGUGCGUUAUUUUGUAAAAAUCAAUGUAUAUAAUAAUUACAAAAUCCUCUCUAGCUCAUAUAUCAUGCAUUGGAUUCUAGACUAUUCAGUAAGUUCUUUGAACUCUCUUAAAAGCAUUUUAUAUAAACUAUAAAAGUGCUUCUCAGUCUUUCAGACUUUGAUUUCUUCCCCACUGUAUUGAUAAUGGCUCCUGUGGGAACUGAAACAUUUUUUAGUUUUCCAAUAAAAUCUGCCUUAACACCAUCUAUAUGUGCCCGGUCCAACUUUCUUCAUGAUUAUUUCUUCCCCGUUGCAUGUCUUGGCUGUAACGGCUGUGUUGAGCAUUUCUGUGUGCAUGUAGUUACACAUUUUACCACUGGGAGGCUCUGUUUAAAAGACCAAAAGCAGGUUCCAUGUUGUAUAGUAUUGGUUUUACAUUAUCUGGAUUCUACAUAAACUCAGUGUCUCUUAAUUUUUCUAUAGUUGUGAGAAGUCAGAGUUUGGAUUUGUCAUCCCCGCCUAAUGUCGGCCUCCGACGUAGCGGCCAAAUUGAAGGAGUUCGGCAAAUGCAUCUUAAUGCUCCCCGAAGUCAAAUUGCUACUGAACGGGACUUGAUGGCCUGGAGCAGAAGAGUGGUUGUAAAUGAGUUACAUCCUGGUGUUAGUAGGUAAGGAGCCUUCUGGGUUAUCCGUUAAGCAUGUUUUUGGAGAAGGUAAUAGAAGCAUUCUGUUGGGUACUAUGGUGAAUGCUCCACUCUUGGACUAUUUCUCCAGAAUUAUUCUUUAUAAAUAUAUUGUGUAAGUCUUCUCUUGAUUUGUGUUUAAAACGACUGACCUGUAUUGCCCGCGUGUAUUUCAGGGUCCAGGAAGAAUGUAGAACAGCAAAGGGUGAAACGGAAGUAUCUCUGUACAAUACAGAAAAAAAGAGGAAGCCCCCCCACCCCGCACAAAGGGUAAGUGGGCUACUGAAAUUCGGUGCUUGUGAUUUCACUUUUUACAUCCACCCAGAUUCUAAUUCUAUAUUGUGACUGUAACAUUAACGGGUCCGUGAAAACAGACAUAAAGCAUAUUGACAAACACCACUGCUCUGCUGAAUUGUGUUAUUGCAGGAAGGUGGAACUCUGGGUGCCUAAUAGGUGUGACUGUUGAUUUAAUAAUGUCUUGAUCCAUGUGGGUGAUGUAAGCAAAUCUAUGAAUUACACUUUGCAAAACACUGUGAGUUGCAUUUCUUUAACGGAGUUAAGCCUUCAGAUAACGUUCGCAGAUUUGGAAACAUUCGCCGAAUUGUUAUUGUUUUUUAGCUUAAAGUAAAAGACUAAUAUAUUCUUUCAUUUAUUUUUCUUUUCUGGACAAUAUACAGUGAAGGUAUAAUGCAUAAUUGUCCUAUGUUUUGUUUUUAGAACGAGUACCAAGUAUGCAGCGGACGAUCAUUAAGAAGAAUACAGAGGAAGCGGCCACAUGCUUAUCAGACCCGUUCCGCUAUCGAACAUGACAGGCAGACAAAUGUCCCAGCUGCAAAUGGGGAAGAUUCUCAAAGUUCUUCAGAGGUACAUUGUCAGAACCUGCUCCAGAAUAUUUUAGCUUUCCUUAAAGGGACAGUUUAAGUACCAUAACCACUACAACUAAGGCUAUCAAACAUUUCCACUGGCAGAAUUUUUAAAAUAUUGUUUCUUGUAUCCAGUUAAAAAAAAACAAACAAACCAAAAAAACCUUCUUACUAAUAAAAUUGUUUUCUUAUUUUAUUUUUUGCCUCCACUUCAAGCAGGCUGUCUACCCACAUAUAGGAGUGUCCAGCCUACACUUACAAAGUGAUACUGAGCUGCAUUUCCCAGAAUUAUAGGAAUUGUAGUGCCUACAUUUGGACACCAUUGUGCUCAAUCAAUAAUUUACUUCAUUGGGCAAUUAAGGCUUCUCCUAGCAUAAGUCAACUGAUCCUAUAUUUCAUCUUUUUUUCCUCCAAAGGAUGAAGAAUCGCGACCAUCAACUGAGGCUUCAGCAGCUGAUACAACAGCAGGUUGGCAAACUGAGAGCUCCUCGAGGUACAUAUUUCCACCAUUCUAAGGAUUUAGAUGAAAUACAAAAGUUAAAGUAUCAAAGUUUGUCCAAUUGGUAACAUUCGCUACUGAUUGGAAACUGUGGGCAUCUGAGUGCUGUGCACAAGACUUACCCUGUUCCUUAUUCAGUUAUAUUUGUAUGUUUCUAUCUUGCUACUUUCAUAUGGUACAUUUAGGUUUGGGCUAGUAGCAUUGUCCUCAUCUUAUGAUAUGGUAUAUAUUUCCAUCUUAUACUUAUCAUUUCUCAGUGACUCUUCAAGUGAAUAUUCAGAUUGGACAGCAGAUGCUGGGAUCAAUCUUCAGCCUCCCAAAAGACAAACAAGGCAGACGACGAGGAAAAUGUGCAGCAGCUCUGAAGAUGAAAAUGCCAAGGAGGAUUAUAAGCCCAAGAAACACAAGCAGACAAAGAGAAAGGUUUGUGGCUUUUCCAUCACCUUCAAUAUCUGAUGUAAUUCUUGGCAAAUCUGGAAUAGAUUAGUGAUUGGCAAUCCUCAAAGAGCACACCAGCCAAAAAAGUAGAUAAGACACGCCAACCUUUAGAUUUAGCAUAAUCUAACCAUUGUGUUGGUGAUAUUGCCAGCAGGUAUGUUUGUAGAAUAAUUUAUAUAAACAUACUUUGCAUUUUUUUUUUAUUUAUUUUUUUUACAAAUGCAUUAAUUCAACUAUUGCAAUUUGAAAUAUCUUAAGCUGGCAUUCGAGCAGGCAGACACUUUUUUUUUUUCACUGAUCCGUCACGAAUAACAUUUUUAUACUUUUAUUCAGAAACAGAAUGAAUUUCUAUCUAUGGAAGGAGAGACAAGCGAAGAGUGGAUCCCUCCGCAGUGGAUCCUUGACACAAUACCACGGCGUUCCCCUUUCGUCCCACAGAUGGGAGAUGAGGUAACGUACAAUGACUACAAGAGACAGAUUUAUUUCAAUAGUGUUAACUGAGCACAUUUACCCGUAGGUGACUAGAAAUAUUGUUUUGCUUUAAAUGGCAAACAAAGCAGCUACGAGAGCUAUUGCUGGUGAACACCUGAGCAAUAAAGGAAGAUGUAUAAUUGAAAUAUACGUCAAAGUGCAGUCAGGAUUAUUCACUAAACAGGAAUUUCAAGAAUUCGCCAAUCGGUUUCAUAUUUUUGGCCAAAUGGGGGAUUUUUUUUAAUUCAGCCAUUUAGUCAUAAAUUUUGGGAUGAACUUCCCAGUUUAGUUAUUAAAUAAAUACUCUAAACACCAAAAACAUGUUUAGCUGAAAGGAACACACAAAACGCUUCAGCUUCCCGACCUGCUCUAUGUGUCUGGAGUCUUGUCAUAUUUGUGACCGCUUAUAAAGUACUGAUCUCAAUAGAAAUGCUUGUCAAUGAGAAACAGCUCCCUGACUGUCACUUUCCAGGGGAAUACACUUGAUUGGUGUACUCCCAGCACUGAAGGUCUCAGAAUGAAGGCUGGGGAAAGAAAGCAGGUCUGCAGCUUUUACAAGCUGUUUUCAUAUAUAUCUACCAUAUUGUUUAAAAUCAAUGGUUUGUUCGUUUGGUAAAGCAGUUUUCGUGUAUAGAUCAUGCCUGACAUUACAAUCUGGCAUUACAGCACAGAGUGUUGGCUUUAGAAGUUUUUUUUCCCCCCCUACUCUGUUAUUUGACUGUUAAUCACUGUUACAGUAUGGGUCGUCUUACAAUGAAAGAUUGUUAGCCAAUUGUGAUAUCUUUGUUUUAAGGGAAUAUUGGGUUUAUUUGGCAGCCCAAUCACACAUUUUAGUCCAAAAUAGUUAAAUUAUAAAAAAAAAUUAAAAGCAGGGGUUGAGCUUGAGAAUUUUUCGGGUUGAGAUAGUGAGACUAUUGCAUUUCUUGUCAAUUGCAAAACUACAGAUUCUGUGUUUUUAAAAAACACAAUUUUGUUUCUUUUUCCCUUUGCAGGUUAUUUAUUUCAGACAAGGUCAUGAAGCAUAUGUACGAGCUGUAAGGAAAUCAAAAAUUUACAGUGUUAACCUACAAAAGCAACCAUGGAACAAGAUGGAGCUCAGGGUAACUUGGUUUUCUUAAAUAAAUCAAGCCUUCUCACCUUGGUUAUUACAUGGGAGGGGAAGCAUAUCAGAUAUCCAGGAAUUUGGAUUCUCAUUCUUUGCACUCUGGACCUUUUGUCCACUAGCUGUCUUUCUUUCAUCAGUGUUGCCCCAGCCAAUGUGAUCUGAUCUGCAAGGACAGAAAACCAGUGAGCCUCUAAAUAGGAUGUUACAGUCCUGGCAUGAAAUGGUGCUGCAGUCACGGUGACUUUCUAAGAAAUACAGACGUGAUAUGCACUUCAUUGGCCUCUUAAUGACAUGGACCACCAGUGCUUUUACUGGCGAUUUCAUCCUGGAUGAGCACUGACAGAUGGAAUAAUUGAUCUGUACUUCUGCUCUUUAUGCAGAUCUGUUUACUUUUUGCAUGAUUCCUCUCCCACUAAAUGAAUACCUAUAAGUCAUGUCAGUUGUGAAAAAACAGGUAAAAUGAACUUCUAAACAGGUCCUAUUUGGGAGUUAGAACCUUAUCUUUGCUCAAAAGAUGGAAUACGCACACAUUUUCUGUUUUAGCUGUAUGAGGACACAUUAUAUUGUGAAUCAUCUUGUGAUUUGGUUCUAAAAUGUCAUCUAUAAAUUCCUUAUUCUCCAUUAAACUUAAUUCUCACUUUCACUGUUUCAUUUCCAGGAACAGGAAUUUUUGAAGGUCGUGGGAAUAAAAUACGAGGUUGGACCACCAACGCUGUGUUGCUUAAAACUUGCCCUCCUGGAUCCUACAUCUGGCAAAAUGAGCGGCGAAUCUUUCUCUGUCAAGUAAGUUUUGUAGAAUUGAUGUGAUCUUGCAGGAGUUAUUAGAGCAUUAUCUUACCCCUCUUCUAGUAGUGGUAAAUUUUUGUUCUUGACCACACAUGUACCCAUCCCACAGGUACUGGAACUUGUUUAGUUAAUAUUCUAGAUGUGUUUUGAUUACCAUGUAAUCUUGCUAAAUUAAACAUAUGCGUAGAAGCUGUUCAUAAUUUGUAUAACCUUAACUUGUAGGUACCAUGACAUGCCUGAUGUCAUUGACUUCCUUGUACUCUAUCAGUUCUACAAAGAGGCCAAGGAAAGAAACUGGCAGAUAGGUAAGUUUUGCACUCAUGAGGGGGAUUCGGGGAAACAGAUUUAUUAUGUACUUCUUUAUAUACAUGUACACAGUUGUUUCACACAACAUCUCAGCUACCUGGUGUCCAGAGGGUUGAGUCUGUAAACCAUAAGAGAUUUUGGGUUGGUGACUUACUUGCAAGAUGUAAACCAAGAUAGCCCAAUGUGAAAAAUCUCGAGAAUGGAGGAGUCUUGCCUCUCUGCUAUCAACUCUCCAAAUCCCACUGCUAUGUGAAUAUAGCUUUUCUUCGAUUCCAUUAAUGACUUUAACUAAAAGCUCCAUUCAUACUAUCUUGAGACAGUUGCAGUUUCGAGGAAACUUGAGCUUCGGGUAUUGGUCAUUAGUCCUAUUUAAAGUCAACAUCCGUAUCACAAACAAAAUACUUGAAUACAAGGCGUUCUAAAUAACAGCUUUGCAUACAAGAAAACAAACUGGCACUGUUUUGUCAAUAGAGUUUGUUAGCGAUUGUAAAUGGUCACUUUUUGCAUAUGUUUUAGAUUGUGUGUAUGUGUUUUAUCUUUUUAUUAGUUUUAGUUUUAGCACUGAGUACAUCUGAUGCCCAUGACUUUCUCGUCAACCAGUGAUGUCACUCGCAGGUCUGCCAUUCAGCAGGACCUUUUAGUUUGUUCAAACACACAAAAUCCAAUAAAAAUAUGCAAAGCAUUAACAAAAUCUGCUUUAACAGUGAGUAAACAAAAAAAAAAAAGGAAUGCAAAAAAAAAAGAAACACAAAAAAAAACAGCAAAACGAAUUUGAAUGCCGUUAUGUAAGAAUGUUUUCUCUGUUCCAGGAGACAGAUUCCGUAGUAUCAUUGAUGACGCCUGGUGGUUCGGAAUGGUGGAAAGUCAGCAGCCCUUCCAGAUGGAGUAUCCAGACAGUUUAUUCCAAUGCUACAGUGUGCAGUAAGUGCACGUAUUUCGUCUUCCCUGGAAAGCAGUCUUACAAAUUCAGUGGGUUGGAAUUGUGGUUCCAUAGGAAGCAAGCAAUUUUCCCCAUGAAAUAUGCGAGUGCUCUGUUUUAUAGGGGAGAAUAAACAUGCAAUGUCUGUGCAUUGAACUCUUCUACUUUACAUUGCUUAUAAAAUGCCAACACAUCCUGCUUCAGGUGUCCAGUGCUUGAUGUUUGAUGUCCUGUGCCUUUACAACAAUGUGUUUUCUUCACAUUUCAACAGCUGGGAUAAUAACGAGAGGGAGAAUAUGAGCCCGUGGGACAUGGAACCUGUUCCAGAUGAUGGUAAGCAUGUUUUCUUUUCCUUAAUUAAAGCUUUAUAGUUUUAUAAAGAUGUUAUUUUAUCUAUAAACCAGUGUUGAAUGAGGGUGAUAUCGGUGUUAGUAAACUUUGAAAUAACUAAAGACAGCGGCAGACUUACUGGAUCUGUUUGUUGCAGCUUUGCCAGAUGAAAUGGGUGCCGGUAUUCCCGUUACUGCCGAAGAACUGAAUGCUCUGCAAUACAAACCGGAGGAAGGAGAAUGGGGGUCGAAGUCAAGGGAUGAAGUGUGUAAUCGGGUCAUUCAAGGAAUUGAUCAGCUUCUGUCUCUCGGUAUGCAAUGUACUUGCAGAAUGUUAAAACUCAAAUCCAAGCCCAAUUGCUGGAUUAACUUGUAUUCAGUUAUAUCCUAAAUGCUCAAAGACCAAAUGCAAUCCUAUGAACAUGCAUUGUCCAGUAUAGCAGAUGUUCAAUGUGUGGACCAGCAACAGUCAAAAUAAUUUUGUAUAACUUUACUUACUCAUUUUUUUGCAAACAAGUUCACAUGUGGCAGUCUUUGUUUUUCAUUGCAUGUCAAUAAAAAACAGUUUAGUUUAAAGAGCCAUUAUUACUUUUCCCUUUGCUUCAGUUAAAAGUCCACCCCUCUCACAUCAAACAAGGAAGCUCCCUUGCCCGUCUAGUACUUGAAUGACGCAUGAAUGCUGUAAAAGUCCCAACUAUUUAAUUCUGCUCCUUCUCAGCUUAUUGGCAGCUUCAAUUGCAACUUGGAUAGCAGUUCCAUUCAUUGUAUUCAGUGAAUAGAAUUGCUUUGAAAAUAUGAAUUAGUUAGCAGAUAUGAUACCAGAGAAUUAGUGACUUCCCCUCAGUAUUAUUAAAUGUCGACAGCUGAAAUAAAAAGGGCUCUGUUCAAACAAGCUUAGAGUCAUUAAGUAGAUAUAUCACUGUUUAAUAUUGUGUUGAGAUUUGAAUGAAAGUGUGAUGCAUUACUUGUUCUUUGCAGAGUUUGCCAGCCCUUUUAGUGCUCCUGUGGAUCUUAGUGCCUACCCAUUAUAUUGUACCGUUAUAGCGUACCCAACAGAUCUGAGCACCGUAAGGAAGAGACUAGAAAGCCGUUACUACAGGUUUGUUUGGUUUUUAUUUUGUGUUUGUCUUUCCAAAGCAGUGAUUGCCUCCUUAGACAUUAGCAUGUGCCCACCCAAUAGUACUGGAUCCAGUGGCAGCCAGUUAUGGAACCACAAUAGUGUCUUUGGGGUUUUUCUUUUGUGUGUCCAAAAACUGCUAUUAAAAUACACUUGCCGCUGCAUAGACCCCCUUUCCCACCCCUUCUGUCCUGAAUUCAUACCUCCCGUUUUUUGUGGUUCUGUUUCGCACUGCCAAUGACUGUGAUGAGAGAGAGAGACAAUGAAUAUAAUCUAUAUAUUAAAUAUUUUCUGUGCAUUUAUUGAGGCUGCACACAUCUUUACUAAAAGAUAUGAGCAGCAUUAUUGACAUUAUUCUUCAUAUUUAAAUGUCAAGUUGGUAAAUGAGAUCAGCCACAUUGUCUGUUUCAGAAUAGGCUGUCUUCUUUGCCUCGUAAUUUCUAUGUUAAAGCUUUUAUCUCUAUAUGUGUUGCAGUGCAGGAUGGCCUUUUAGUUCAUAAAAGAAGUGAGGUUUAUUUGUCCACACAUAAUUCUAGAGAAAUAUUAUUUCUGACCUAUUUUGCACACUGUCUGUUCCUUGCUUUUGUGAGUUAUUCUUUGCAUAGUUUAGUCUGCUGAUAUUCUUGUUUGAUUUUCUAUGGAAAAAAAAAGAAGAAAAUUGAGCAUUGUUCCACUUGUUCUCUGUCCACGGUAUUAUUUGGCUCAAACUCUUAUAAUGAUCGAAAUAUAAAGCUUGCAUCAUAUAUUCAACAAAGGAUGUAAGUGCAGAUCAGGAUACAGAUAUGAAAUAAGCGUUCUCUUGUCCUCUAGCUCCCCCUCUAGAUAAUUGUUAUAUUGCUGGUUAAGCACCUUAGAUUUUCUCUCCACUGCAGCUAUAACAUACACAAACAAACUAGCCAAGAGAAAAUGACUGUAUUGCCCCUAAAAGUAGACAAUCUGAAAUUGAAACCAUAAGGCCAAUGCAAAUGAUCCCUGUUAUCUAUAAUGCAUUAUCUAUAUGUAUUGGUUGAUCGAAAAGGGGUAAAUAUCUCGUUAUGUUCUUUAGGUGAUUAGAGAAAACGUGCACAAGUGUUUCAUGGGUCCCCUCGUUUUAACUUUUUUAAAUUUGCCAGUUUUAAGAUAAAUCAGCGCUUUUCUAAGGCUCAUAGGUUGCAGACAACUGGGGAAGGGUUCUUCAUUUGAUUUGAGUGCUUCCUCAAAGUCGAUGUGAGGCUUUUAAUAACAUUGGAUUCAGUGCUUCACUGUCAACAAAGCGUGGUGAUUGCUGCGUUUGCUCCCUGCCUACUAGUGCAUCGUUGGAGUGACUGGGAGAUCAUCACUACUGAUGAUCUUCUAGAGGGAGAGUAGAUCUGCAGUGAGGGACUUUCUCGACGUUUGACUAAAGAUAGGUAACUGCUUUAUUUUUAUAGGAAAAGGGGCGACUCAGAGUUCUAAAUGUAUCUAUAACAUUGGAUUGUUCAUUUAAAAUUACGGCCACUUCAUACAUGUAUAUGUCUUAUCUAUAGAUUCCCCCCCCACAUUUCCAUAUACUUAUCCUGUUUUUCAUUUUGCAUUCAGGAGGAUCUCUGCGUUGAUGUGGGAGGUCCGUUACAUUGAGCACAACGCCCGAACAUUCAAUGAACCCAACUCUCCAAUCGUAAAAGCAGCCAAAAUUGUGACUGAUGUAUUAUUACGUUAUAUUGGGUAAUGUGCUCACUUUUAUUUGAUGUAUGUUUAUUUUCAGUUGUCCUAGUGUCUCCUAACACUGUGUGUGUUUCCAAUUCUUAGGGAUGAUGAUUGCACUGAUAUCCUAGAGAUCUACAAUCAAGUCAAGUCAGAAGAUGUUGGAAAUGCUGAGGACGAGCAAGAGGUGAGGAAAUAAAAAAUGCAUUCCAAAUAGUAUUAGAUGUGUUGAAAUGGCUUUCAUUAAAAAAAAAUGUAAAAAUCUCUCUACGUUCCUUAAAGGGACACUUGAAGGUUGAUUUGAUACCCUUUUAAAUGCAAUAAUAAAGAAAAAGAACAAAGAAAUAAAUAUAUAAAAAAUAAACAAGGAGAAAACAAAUUGAAUAUCCCUUGUUUUUAGUUUUAGUUUUGGUGUAUAGAACAUGCCCCUGCAACCUCACUGCUCAAUCCUCUGCCAUUUAGGAGUUAAAUCACUUUGUUUAUGAACCCUAGUCACACCUCCCUGCAUGUGACUUGCACAUCCUUCCCAAGCACUUCCUGUAAAGAGAGAUCUAAUGUUUACACCUAAUUUAUUGCACAGUCUGCAAUACUUUCCUGUGUGUGAUUAACAAUUUACAUAAUGAAAUCUUCUUUAUCAAAUUAAUAUCUGAUUGAAAUUGAUGUUGGCUGUGUCCGUCACAGCCAUGGGAGCUGUGACCAGAGCUGCAUAAACAGAAACAAAAGUGAUUUAAUGCCCAAAUGUCAGGUAAAUGAGCAGUGAGACUGCUGGGGCAUGAUCUAUACACCAAAACUGCUUCUUUAACCCCUCAAGGACACGUGGCAUGUGUGACAUGUCAUGAUUCCCUUUUAUUCCAGAAGUUUGGUACUUAAGGGGUUAAGCUUAAGUUGUUUUGAUACCUAUAGUGUCCCUUUCAUCGCUAUUAUUAUUAUUUUUUAAAAUUUAUAUAUAAUUUUCUUUCCUUGUGGAAAUUCAGAUUUCAAGAUUCAUAUUUCCCAUCUGAAUUUAGUAACCUUAUAGUUUGUAAAAGACCAGUGAACUUUUCUAAUCUUCCAUAAAAAGCCACUUUCUGUAAAUGUCUUAGGAGUUGGGUUUUUUUGUGUGUUUUUUGGCUUUUGUUUCUUGUUGCAAACUUUUUGACCAGCAUCUUUAUUUUCCCCCAACCAGACUGCCACAGUUGAAAUGGAGUCAGAUUUACCGGGAACAUCCUCAGGUCGAGCGGUAAGUAAAAAUUUUAAAAAAAUACUUAUAUUUAUGUUAUUUGCAUACUUGCCUUUGUACAAUAGCUACCCAUUAUGAAAUCAUUGACUUUCAGAAACCAUUAUGAAAUGUUAUAUAUAAACCUUGCAAGUUCAAUAAAAUGAGCUACCUUGGACAUACUUGGAAACUAGUGAUAAAACAAAUGUACCUUUUUAUGAUACCUUUUACGGUGCAUUUGCUAGGAAUUUCCCUGGACCACUGAUUUGAUUCAUCUGUAAAACUUACCAAGAACAUACUGUGUAGAAGACAGGACAUUCUGUAAACCUUAGUAUGCUCCUAGUCCAGGGUCGGUCGACAGGUAGAGUCCUAGUCGUGGUACCACUAAAUCUCCUUUGAUGCUUUGUCAGCUUUUAUUCUCACAAAGCAUUGUCGGAGUUGAAGUUCUACUACAGCUGGAUGUAUGCCUUUUCCCAACACCUGUUCUAGUCAUUUCUAUACAGUGAGGGGGAAAAAUGAUUUGCGCCCCAGCUGAUUUUGAAUGUUUGUCCAUUAUCGAAGAAAUGUUCAGUCUUUAAUUUUAAUGGUAGGUGUAUAUUAACCGUGAGAGACAGAAUAACAAAACAAAAUCCAGAAAAACGCAUGUCAGAAAAGUUAAAAACUGAUUUGUAUGUCAACGAGUGAAAUAAGUAUUUGACCACUUUGACUUAGUACUUGGUGGCAAAACCCUUGUAGGCAAUCACAGAGGUCAGACACUUCUUGUAGUUGAUCACCAGGUUUGCACACAUCUCAGGAGGGAUUUUGUCCCAAUCCUCUUUGCAGAUCCUCUCCAAGUCAUUAAGGUUUCGAGGCUAACGUUUGGCAACUCGAACCUUCAGCUCCCUCCACAGAUUUUCUAUGGGAUGUGCUUCUUCUUGAGCCACUCGUUUGUUGUCUUGUGUUUUGUGUCAUUGUCAUACUGGAAUACCCAUCCACGACCCAUUUUCAAUGGCCUGGCUGAGGGAAGGAGGUUCUCACCCAAGAUUUGAUGUAACAUGGCCCCGUCUAUUAUCCCUUUGAUGUGGUGCAGUUGUCCUGUCCCCUUAGCAGAAAAACACCCCCAAAGCAUAAUGUUUUUACCUCCAUAUUUGACUGUGGGGAUAGGCAGUAUUCCUUCUCCUCCAAACAUGGCGAGUUGAGUUGAUGCCGAAGAGCUCGAUUUUGGUUAGAUCUGACCACAACACUUUCACCAGUUCUCCUCUGAAUCAUUCAGAUGCUCAUUGGCAAACUUCAGACGGGCGUGUACAUGUGCUUUCUUGAGCAGGGGGACCUUGUGGGCGCUGCAGGAUUUUAGUCCUUCACGGCGUAGUGUGUUACCAAUUGUUUUCUUGGUGACUAUGGUCCCAGCUGCCUUGAGAUCAUUAACAAGAUCCUCCUGUGUAGUUCUGGGCUGAUUCCUCACUGUUCUCAUGAUCAUUAAAACUCCACGAGGUGAGAUCUUGCAUGGAGCACCAGACCGAGGGAGACUGACAGUUAUUUUGUGUUUCUUCCAUUUGCGAAUAAUCGCACCAACCGUUGUCACCUUCUCACUAAGAUGCUUGGCGAUGGUCUUGUAGCCCAAGAUUGUGCAGGUCUACAAUCUUGUCCCUGACAUCCUUUGACAGCUCUUUGGCCUUGGCCAUGGUGGAGAGUUUGGAAUCUGAUUGAUUGAUUGCUUCUGUGGCCAGGUGUCUUUUAUACAGGUAACAAACUGAGAUUAGGAGCACUCCCUUUAAGAGAGUGCUCCUAAUCUCAGCUCGUUACCUGUAUAAAAUACAACUGGGAGCCAGAAAUCUUGCUGAUUGAUAGGGGAUAAAAUAUGUAUUUCACUCAUUGACAUGCAAAUCAAUUUAUAACUUUUUUGACAUGCGUUUUUCUGUUUUUUUUUCUUUUUUUAUUCUUUUCUAUUCUUUAUUCUUUUUUAUUUUAUUAAAAUACACCUACCAUAAAAAUUAUAGACUGAUCAUUUGUUUGUCAAACGAUUUUGAACGUGGGCAAACGUUCAAAAUCAGCAGGGGAUCAAAUACUUUUUUCCCUCACUGUACAUCCUCCCAGAUGUAUAUAAAUAAUCGAGAGUAUUUGCCACAAUCACUAUGUUCAUCCAUUUCUUUCUUUUUUUUUUUUAUUGUUCAGUUAACUCGACGAACUAAAAGACAACUUCUCCGAUCCAAUCCUGACUCGUGGAAGGAUAGCUGUAAAGAGCUUUUAGACCUCAUUUAUGAACGGGAAGAUUCUGAGCCCUUCAGACAACCGGUGAAUAGUGUUUCCUAUCCUGUGAGUGCAGUAGCACUUCUUGUAUGUGAUAAAUACGAACAUGCGGAACUACAGUGGUCAUUCCUAUAGAGUUGGAGAUUAAAUGAUUGGUGAGAAAAAUAAUAAUACAUGUAAUUGAUUUUAUAGGAUUAUCAGGAUGUCAUCGAAACUCCAAUGGACUUCAGCACUGUAAAAGAAACUUUACAAAGUGGAAAUUACAGCGAUCCCUUGGACUUUGGCAGAGAUGUUCGGCUGAUUUUUAGUAACUCUAAAGCAUACACACCUAACAAGAAAUCCAGGGUAAGGCUCCAAUUCUUCUGUAGAAAUUUACAACUGGUAUUUUUUUUUGCAACAAAAUAUAAUCUAGUAAAUUAGAAUUACAUAUUAAUACAUGAAUUUCCUCUUGCCACUAGCCAUUGGUGAGUGAAGAUUUCACCCCGGUGAGUAGAAACUCACCCUUUAAGGCUAUACUAUGGCUUGUAAUGAAGAGUAGCUGGCUAGUAGCAUAGGAUUACAACCCACCUACCCACCCAAUGUGUCUGUACACCUUUAAAGGCUAUACUAUGGCUUGUAGGGGAGAGUAGCUGGCUAGUAGCAUAGGACUACAACCCAUCUGCACAUCCAAUGUUUCUGCACACCCUUUAAGGCUAUUCUAUGGCUUGUAGUGGAGAGUAGCUGGCUAGUAGCAUAGGACUACAACCCACCUACCCACCCAAUGUGUCUGUACAGAACCACAUAAGACUUGUGUUUUAAUGACUUUAAAGCAAGGACUUAUGCGUGGAGAGGGUAAACGCUGACACCAGCUAUUUUGUGUGUAUCCAUGCUGUGUUUUGAGUCAAUUCAAAUUGCAGGACAUAUAUGAAAGUUUAAUCGAUCAGUUGUGCACGAUGUCAUCUUUUCAUAUACUCCAAAAGAGUUUUAUAGGUUGCAAUAAUUGAAGGAACACUCCAGACCACUAAAGACCUUCGGCUUGUUAAAGUGCUUGAUUUGUGUGUCUGUUAUGCAUGAAGGGGAAAAAAAAUAAAAAAUCAGCAGGUUCUGGUCCUGUUGCUUCAGGGUUUCUUAGUUCAGUGGAGCUAAACUCACGCUGUGAUUGGACAGAAGGGACAGGUCUUCCAAAGGCAUUUGACGAAAUCUGCAGCUUUUGCAAGCGGUGUUUAGAUUUACCUUUAAUUACAAAAUGCAGAAGUAAAUGCGUGCAUGUUUUCAUUGGAGGUUAUAUCUACUAAACAGUGAUGAAUUUAGUUUUAUUUAUUUUUUUACUGUUUGGCAGUGGACUGUCUUUAAUAUUUUUUUUCCUCUCUUAUUUAAUUUAUCUUUAUAGAUCUACAGUAUGACUCUUAGGUUGUCUGCAUUGUGUGAAACCUACAUCAAAGAUAUAAUUUCCGAUUACAAAUUGGCAAUGCAAUUACAGAAGCGUAAAAGGCGGCGAUACCGCAAGCGCAUCCGGAGUAGUAGUAGCAGUAGCAGCAGUCGGAGCAACAGCAUCUCAUCCUCCAGCAGUCGAGCUUCAAGGUAAAGCCAAGAGAUGUUUACAGGAGGGAGUACAAUCCCUUAUACUUCAUAAACUAAAGGUCUGUGGUCAAAGCAUAUAUUAACAUCUGCUACAACAUAUCCCAAGUUAACUUUUUCAUUAUGGAAUAGCUUUAAACCACACUAUUAUACUCCUACGUUAGGGUCCAUGGUAGUUCUGCAGUGUUUAUCUGUCUCUUCCAUUUGGCUGGCUGUUCAACACAAAUGAUUACCAUUUACACAUUUCAGACAACACAUACUGUUUAUAGUAACAUUUGUUUUAUUUCCCCUUCUCUUCAUUUGCAGUCCAAAACCAAGAAGAUUGAAGCUUCAGCCGAAACUCAGCCAAAACUCAUCUUUGCCCUUGAGAAGUAGCUCAUCCUCUGCAUCACAAAGUAAGCGACGGAGAGAUGAAUUUUUAUCCCAAAAACCUGUACAUGUUGCCGUAUUUUAAUAUCUUCACAGAUGGCCCUCCAUACACCUCAGCCCCCUACAAUAAGAUUUUGGCACAUAAUUGCACACCACACCAAAUUCUUCCCCAGCUUUUUAUCUCUUCUUAUUUCUAAUCCUACUUGCACACACGCACACAGUGGCCUACUACAACUAUUUUUUGCACUUUCAUGCACACUCUGCAUGUAAACACACCCAUGCAUACAAGAGAGUGGGCACAAAUAUGGCCUACAUUCACACAAGCAAUGACAUAACACACAAAUUGAAGUUUGGCCGCUAAUUUUUGAACCAGAUACGGUACUUUGUGAAUCAACCUUGUCUGGCUAGCAGCUAAGCACUUGAACGAUUAGCCCUGCUAUUUUCUAAACUGUUUAUCUUGAUGAUAUUUUAUGAUUGUAAAGCGUGGCUAAAAAUCGCUGUAGCUAUAAACUUGCACUAUAUAUCAGAGUAGUAAGCUUAUAUGCCCUCCUCUAUAUUUUACAGCAUGCACUCACUGCCAGGUUAAACUAGGUCUCCAUUUAUUACAAUUUUUCCAUCCUUAGUGUCUGACACUGCUGUGGAACCUGAUGCAAUAUCUGCUGAUGAACAAAUGGAAGAGCAGCCAUCUUCAUCCACAUCUGUUAAGCCGAACAAAAGCGAUGCAGAGCCUGAACAAGCGAAUGGCGCAAAGGUUAAAUGUUCCCCUGUGAAAGGUAAAUGCAUUUUGUGAUUUUAUUUUUAUCUGAAUAUGUUUUUAUUCCAUUUCAAAAGAAUGGGUGAAUUGACACAACCUUGUCCUAAAACACUUUUUUUCCCCAAUUAAAAGGAAAACAAAGAACACUUUUGUAGCAGUCAUUUUAAAUAUGGGAUAAAUAGCAGUAUUUGGACUCUGACACUUUAUUUCUUUUUCUAAGGGUGUUAACUCCCAUAAACCAUAGGAGCUAGAAUCAUGCAUGGUACUUCCCAUUUAAAGUCAUAUUCCAAGCACAGUAACAUCUAAUAAUCUACUAAUUUCACAGGAUACAGUUUGUUGCAAUUGGGUUCCCUGUACUUGUCUCCAUACCCACAUUUGCUUAUAGGUGCAGUUUUCCCAGAAAUUAUCCUAGCUAUAAGCAUACCCCUUUUCCCUCACAUGUCAUAGUAGGAAGCUAUGGUUGACCAUCUGCCAGUACAAAUACUUGUAUGGCAUGCUUAGAAAUAUGCACAUUCAUACAUCUUGUUUUGUGUUGCAGCAGAACAUACCAAUGGACCUCUUACAAAUGGUGAGGGAGGUGAUACACCAAAGUCCAGAAGAAGGUUACUAAGUUCUUCUGAAGAUGAAAGUCAAGGAGAAGAUGUAGAAAAAUCGGAAGAACCACCACCUUUGGAAAAGCGUCCACAUUCCCGUUCAUCAUCUGAAAGCAGAGAUUCUGAAUCUAGUUUAAGCUCCAAGAGUGAAUUGGAGUCUGAUAGUAGCUCAGAUUCAGAGUCGUCAACCAAAUCGGAUCAGGAUUACGUUGAUGGGGACCACGAUUACAGUAAAGUAGUACGGACAAAACUUAAGAGGAAACUAGUGAGUAAAUCUGGUGAUGGGAAAAGCAAAGGGAGAGGUCGGGGACGAAGCAGAGGAAGGGGACGUGCAAAAGGUUACAAUCGUGGUAAUGAACUAGUUCCCAAACGAGGAAGAGGUAGGGGUAGGGGAAGGGGUAGGGGAAGAGGCAAAGGCAGGGGGACAAACAAGACUGAAAGUCCCAGUGGCCCUGGCAUGAAACAUUGCCAAGUGUCUGACGAUGAUGAUAACAAUAUUACUGAUGAUGAUGAGGACGACGAUGACGACGAAAAGGACAACAAUGAUGAUGGAGAUGAGAGUGACUUUGUUGGACAAAUAAGGAAAAAGCGCAGGAUAAAUACAAGAAAUCAGGGCAGAAGAACUGUGUUAUAUAAUGACGAGUCAGACAAUGACCAUGAUAGUUUGGUGCAAUUUGAUGAUCCCUUGAACCUUGGAACCUCUCGAUCUGGAAGAAUACGCAAAAUGACUGAAAAGGCAAGAGUGAGCCAUCUCAUGGGAUGGAAUGGAUGACCAACAUUGGCUGGGAGUUUAAUUUUUUCUUUUUCUUUUUUAUUAUUUAAAAAAACUUAAGGGGUCUUCUACUGCAGGGAUUUUUUCCGUAUUCUUAGAAAGGAUUUUUUGUGGGACCGUUUGCUCUCUACGGUGGUGCUUUUUUGAUGCAUUUGUAAAUGUAUUACUGAAUCGCUUAUUAAGGCCAGCCUUAUUUAUUAGGUCUUAAGACUUUUUUUUACAGCCGCAACAAAAUCCAACACUACAAUUCAAAAGGUGCAGCUUCCAGCUUAAUAUGAGGGGCACGAAACCUUUUUAAAAUCAUGGUUAAAGCUUUUGUGUGUGUAAUAUAGAGUAAGCACCUUUUUAUAGAGAUUUUAUAUGGUUUUGUGACUUUAUGCUUCAGAUACAGAAAAAAAAAAUAUUUUUUGCACAAGAUACCAACCCUGAUGGCAGCUAAAAAAUGUUUACAGUUUUUAAACCUUUUGGGGAUCUCCAUGAUGCUAAACUUCCAAUGCCAAAUGCUCAUCUUCUGGGUAUGACCAAUCUCAAUACUUAUUGAAUGACCUAUGAGUUUCAAUCCACUUUUCAGUUUUUCACACAUCUAUGUUUCCUUUUUUUUUUGUGUAGGAAUUUAAAUAGUGGUGGUGCCUUUGUAAAUAAGAGUCCUAUAAUAUAACAUUUUAAGUGCCAGCUGGUUGUGCAAAACACUGCAUUUUAGUACUCUUCUAUUCCUACUUUGAUUUGAUGUUUGUUUUAUGUAUUUUUUAUUUUUUUUUACACAUUUGUAUCAUCGUUUUGGUUUAAAAUUCCAGAUAGAACGUGAAAAGAUGUAUAAAGGUAGGAGGCCAUUUAAGAUCAGGGACACACCAAGCUUUGAUAAGCAAAAUAUUUUUUUGCUUCAAUGAUAGACAGGUUUCUGGUUUCAGUGUUAUGCUACCUGUGUAACUAGCAGAGAGCUGCGUCCGAUCUAAUACGUAAUGUAUUAUCUCAUUAUGGGGUGACCGAUACCACUGGUCUCACUGGAAUCCCAGUAAUAGCUGCUGUUCUCCACAUGUUAGAACCUACAGGACUUUGUGGUCUCCUUAUCCCGUGCCACCUUAGAACCUUCAUUUUUCAACUCAUGAGAAAAGCUGCCUGGAGUGAUGAGAUGUGUAGAGAUCUUCUUUUAUAACAUUGAUUCUGGAGUUAAAAAAAAAAAAAAAAAUUGCUACAAUCAGCAUGUUUUCAUUUCCUAUUCACGUAUUGGCGACAUUGCGCAGUGUUACAUUGGUUAAUGCACUCAUUUAGCCCUCCAAGAUUUCUUGCUAAUAUAUACAAACUUUUUCUUUUUUUAAAUGGAAAUAAAGGUUGUCUGCUUCAUUUUAUACUUUGUGAAUCCCAGGCAGUAAUCGUGAAUAGUGUUUCUUGUUCUUGCCAAAAUUGUACACUGGCUGCCAUUGUAUUGGAGAUCUGUUCACUGAAUGUAGUCCUGUAAUACACGUUUAAAGGUUCUAAUCUACACAGAUAAGGGCAGGAAUUUACAUCAAGUAGUGCAUGAAUCACUUUGGAUUUAAUGUGAAUUACGUGUGAAUUUGUGCAUUCUGUUGAAAGAGAAAUGUAAAGAAAAAACCUUGACCCAUCAAAAAAAAAUAAAAAAAAUGUAACUAUAGAUGCCAGUAAUUUGGUGCUAUUAUCAAUUGCUUCUAAAUUUCAGAGAUGUGCCACCAGUUGCUGAAUUUUCACUAGCAUUUCAUAAACUCAAUUCUAAAUCCUGUUUUUCUUAGAAAUAUUAGUGGGGUUUUUUCUAAAAAAAUUUUUUUUUAAAUUGCCAUUGUUAAAUCCAUGAUGACCCAUGGGUGCUGUUCUGAUCGCUCUUUACUUCAACCUUCAAUCUGUCUGCUUUAAUUUGCCCUAGAUUACAGAGUAUUCUAGCUCUCAUUGACAAUUCCACUUUGCCAUCUUGUUUUCUUAGCUGAUCGAAAAGGUUGUCCUCUGAUGAAUUGUAUUCUUUGUUGAAUAGUCUGUCUUCGACACGGUGCUUUAUUCACUUGCAUUAUACAAUCUGAAAGGGCUAAAACUAUGUUUUUUCUUUGUACCUUUCAAGAAGAAAAAAAUGAUGUGAUGACUGAUAUAUUUUUUUGUUUCUGGUAUUAAGUUUAAGUGCUGAAGAUUUAUUGGACUGUAUCACAGUACUCACUGGAAAAGUUUGCAGACUCGUUAAAACCAAAUGCUGUGUUCGGCUUGUUGGGAAAGGAGUGACUCUAUUUCUGCAUGAACUCUCCCUAAAUAUUAGGGAUUUUAGAAUUGCUAGUUCCCAGAAUUUCAAAUCAUUCUUUUUAGCCUCCAUUCUGAAGGACUUGGUAUCCCAGCUGUUGUGUAACUACAAUUCACUUUAUACUUUGUCUCUGCUAUACUCUACCUGCGCCGCGUGAUGUUAGCAGAUACUGGAUGGCUACCGAUACCAUAAACCGAGUCUUGGCCUCCGCAACGUAAAUCAAAUGUUAAGUCAUGGUUAAACAGGUUGUUUUUUAAAUCUAGUUUAUUUCCAAAAAUGCAAUGGGUACAAUUGUCCAAAACACGAUUGAUUUAUAUAUUUUUUUGUUCUACCAAAACAUAUUGCAUGGUGAACAUUUUUGACUACUGACUGCGCAAGCAACCUUUUUACAUCCAUUUUAUGUUGGGAGAAAGAGAAAAUAAAUCCAUGUUUGGUUUGGUUUUGUCCCACUGUAUUUUUUGUUUUGCCCCCCGACAAGCUGCUUUUAUUGUAAUUUGAUCAACAAAGAGUCCCCAGGUGAUUUAUUUGUUGUUGUGUACGGUGGUGAGGUUCUAUUGCAGUGCAGUCGAUGCAGCUGGUCUGAUACGUUAUUGAUAUUCUGUCUCUUUGCAGUGUUUUUGUUCUGUUGGUGUCUGCAGUAAAUAAUGUGCUAGGACCUGCUUUACUGCUGCUGAUGCUACUAAUUGAGGUCUAGAGCAUGUGAUAAGUGGUGGUUUUGUUCACUAGUCACAUAAUUGUAGAGCACAGUAAAAGAUCUUUGGUUUUAAUUAAUCUGGCAAACACUUUGUAAAUUAUCCAUCAUUCACAGUGCACCCAAACAUACAUAUUAUACACCCCACUCUUCUUCUAGCAUAGUAUUACCCAUGACACUUUUAGUACAUGGCACCAAAACCCCGUGCUCCAAUAAAAGCUUCUGUGCACCCAAUAUCCCCACCCCACAGGAUCUGUGUCCAUCAAAGUGAAGCCAUGCCAGUAUAUAGUAACACUUAUAGACCUUUACCAAGAAACACACCUGGGGGAUAUUACAUAAAUUGCUCUUUUUAUUUUUCGGCUUUUCUAAAUGAAUACAUAAAAAUGCAUUUAAAAAGUCUAUCUGGGUUGUUUUAGAAGUUUUUCCUUUGAUAUUUCCUCAGUGUCGUGCAUUUAUAAGGAACUAUUACCGUUUUAUAUGGUGUAGAAAAGACUACCUGACUGAGCAAUUGGCAACCUAUCCCUGUACAAGUAAGGAAGGGCCAUUUAUACAGAUAGUGAGGAUGUAGGGGAGGUGUAGUUCUUUGACAUCAUACACCGUACCCAAUAUAUGUUUGUUAAUAUGCAGCCGGAGGUUGUAGAUGGCUCAAACAAUUCCUGCCUAUUGAUGGCAAUUUGCCAAAUGUUUCCCAACAAGGAUUUUAUUUUACACAUGCUGCAAAGUAAAUGGGGGGAGAGGGGGAAUAAUUUCUUCUUGAAUCAGGGGGGACCUGAGAUAGCCUAGCCAAUCCCUAUUCUGCCAUUGAAACAAAUGGGAGACACAUAUAUGAAAUUGCAUCUUACAGUGUCUUCCUUAACCUGUAGUAUGUACCCUUCUCAGCUGUAUUGUGUGUGUGCACAAUUGGCUCCCAUUCUUUCCUUGUAGUAUUGGGUAAAUUAAAGCAGGUUUGUUAAACCCCCUCUUAUUAAAGUAAAGUACAAUAGAAAAAAAAGAUUUUUUUUGCUAGCCUGCAAGAAGAAUUAACUUUUGUCAUGCUAGUAUAUAAAUUGCUUAUACCGUCCACAGGCACCUGUUAUGGUAUUUAAGUUUACAGGUGAAACAAAAAACAAAUUAUCACUUUGGUGUAGUCUCUGUAUUUCUAAUCCCCUGGCAAUCACUCCGUUUCCAUAGGCACAUACACCUUUUAAUAUAUAUAUCUUUUUAAAAUAAAUAUAUGGCAUGCAUCUCAUUUUAAAAUCUGAAUUCAUUUAUUGAAAGAUGAGCCUUAGUGGCUAAUGUGUAUUUUGAUUGGUUGGUUUUUGGUUCUCCAGAAGAAAGAUUCAUAGUUAGGUUUAUUUUGUGUGCGAUUUUUAUGGAAAUAUAUUUCUAGAACUUACAGAUGUUUAAGUUUUUCAUGUGAUCGAUGCUGUGUAUAUUGCAGAUUACUAUUCCGUAGUAUCAAACAUCCAGAAAUAUAUUGCCAAAAUAUAGAAAGACAAAAAUCCAGAUAUGUGAGCUUUUUAUACACAACGUAUUAAUGUCAGGUGUCAUCUUGGCCUUUCUUUGAGAAAAGCAAUAAUAUGCAGACUGUGAUUUCUUUUAUUUUCUUGUUACCUGUCUGUCCCGGUACAAUUGAUGCAAUAUGUUUAAGAUUCUACCUGCGGGCUCUGACAGGCCACCGGACACAAUGUCCAGUCAGAUUUUGCAACCACUGUACCCAAGUCCCCCUUCUAAAAAAAUGGUGCUUCACUUUGUAUUACUAAAGAUAUUAGUAAAUUAUUUCCACUUUGAAUGGUAUAUUGUGUUUCCGAGACCCUUUCCAAACAUUUCAAGUAGCUGGUACUUCUUGUAUAUGACUAAAACUGUAAUACUGUUAUGGAAGCGGACGGGGGAACAUACUCUGAAUUAACAUUCAAUAAAUAUAGCACGUACAAAGUGUCAGCAGCUUUAAUAGAAUGAGAGCAUGUACUAUCUUUGCACUGAUUUGCCAAUAGAGGACUCACUGUCUCCAUUUACCACCCAAACUUGCAACUUCAGUGGCCAAACACUGCCUGCUAACCGCUCCCUUUAAAAUGUUUUCAGGAGUCUGAGAUGUGCAAAGCCCUUUGCGUACCAUCUGCAGCUCCUGUUAAAAAAAAAAUUUAAAAAAAAUUUAAAUAUAUAUAUAUAUUUUUCUACAGUUACGUCACCUGACUUAUAAUGUUCAUAAGCAUUCCAUUUAACAAAAAUGCAGUAAAACACAUUGUAAGAUUAAUAUGCCAGCAUAACCACUAUCCCAUUCAUUUGCAGCUUUUCUUGGGAACAGCACAGUAGACACAUUUUUAGAAUAUUGCACCAAACCCUAUACCACUCUUAUUAAGUUUCUAGAACAAAACACAUUUUCUUAAUUCUUUCUUUUUUUUCACUAUGGAAAUCCCCCCAAAACAUUUUUAAAAUGCAGUUUUACUUUUUAAAUUAAAACUUGAACAAAUGAAAUUGAUAUUUUAUUUUUCAUUACAAGAACGUUGUGUAGAAUUUGGUGUUGACUAUACAGACGUAGCAAGCAUAAAGUCUGUGCAUAAAUUGCAUUUUCUAUUUUUAUUUUUUUUAAUUUUUUUUUAUUCUUUAACUUGGCAUUUAUCGUUAAUCAACUAUUUUCUUUUCAAAUUUUAUUAUGCUAAUAAUGGGCACUGAUGCAACACAUCCUAAAGGUCUGAACACCUUUUGGUGGUUUGAUAAGGGUAUUCAGGGGGUCUCCAAAAUAAAUAAAUAAAAUAAAAGAAUAAUUACAGUACAGCUAGAGUAUGGUGCGUCACAUGUACAAAAUAUAGUUCACCAUAGCAUUGUAAUCUAUUUUCAUAUUAUAAUCUGUGCAAAAUUCCAAUCCUAAUUUGCUCUUUUUAUUUAUCACAAAGCCAUCAAGAUCACAACAUUCAUUGUUUUUUAUACCUCUUGCUUUAAACCUGCAGUUCCCAACCAUUGGUCUGAAGAUGUUGUCUUUGCCAGUUGACAGGAAAAUAAUUCUGAGAACUACCUUUCCUUUGGGCUUAGGGCCAACGUUGGGCACCCCUUUUCUAAAGGGACCAUUAGUAAGGAGCUAUAUUUUAUUCUUUUUAAUAGCAUCUAAUGAUUCUAUGGUAGGCAACCUUCUGCACUUCUGAUAUUGUGAACUACAUCUCCCUAUAUGCUUUGCCAGCGUUAUUGGAGAUGUUGUCCACAAUGUUUGGAAUGCCAAAGGUGUCCUACUGAUGCGGCAGAUACACUCCCAAUAAAAAAAACACUGAUGUUUGGAAAUUGCUUUAAAUUCAUGUUUACGGAGUAUGUAAGUUUUUUUUACAUAGGAUCUUGCAAUAGAAACUUUUUCUAGGUAUUUAGAAUAUAAUUUCUUUACCACAAAUGCAUUAAAAGGCUUCGUCAUAUGGGUUGGACCUUCUGCAUUAAGUCUUAGGGAGAUGCUUUGCCAAGUUUUACUGUCCGUCUGCUGUCUCAGGUCCUCUUAAAUAAAAUUCAGGGAUUUUUUUAUUGCUGUGUUACCAUGGCAUACCAAAUGUAGUAUUUAUAUGCAACGAGCUGUAGGAAUUGUUUUUUGUAUUUGUAAAGAAAAAAAAAAUGUACAUUUGUAAAGUUUUUUUGUUUUUCUCUAGACUUGGUUUUGCUUUUUGUCUAAUGUAUUUUUGUUCAUUUUUUUUUUUUUCUGAAUGUGAAAUGGUCUUAAAUAAAGAAAUUAAACGUUUACAUGAGAGUUCUUAUUAGUUCAACGUAUCUUAGCCGCAUCUCCUGAAUGGCGUCCAUAUUUGUGCAGUCACAUCAAUCAAAUCACUACCAAAAAUGUUUAGAGCUAUGCAGAACGCGUGAUAUGGUGAUAUCUGGACCCAGUGAAUUGUACACUGAUUAGUCUGGCAGAAGUUUGUUGGUUUUUCUGAAAGCAUCAUAUGGCCAUCUUAAAAAAAUAAAUAAAAAAUAUAUACAUAUAUGUUUGUUACUAUAAAUCUGUCCAUCUUAAUCGUAAUGCUUACAAAAUAAUUUUUUUAUUCUUUUAAUUUCCUGGACCGACGUCUAACGUCACUAAAAAGUAUUUUGCGUUUGUUAAUUUUAAGCAUUUGAAACCUAAGGAAUUUUUUUUUUUAUAAUAACCACACUCUUCUGUUUCAUUGGUAGCAUUUUAAUUUUAAUAAUUGUUUCAGUGCUGUACAAGACACACACACUCUCUCUCUCUCUAUCUCUAGCCUCUCUGGGAUUCAUACCAAAACACUUUGGUCUGCUGGUGCUACAACAUUAAUGUGAUUUUUAGCAAAGGCAUCUGAAAUGCUUUAACUUUGCUGACCACUUAUCUGCAACAAUAAACUACUGAGCCAUUCUGUCUAACUUAGACCGAUUAGAACGUAAUAGAACAGUGUGUUCUGUAAUACAGAUGCUGAGUUUGAAGUACGUUUGUUUGACUUGUUACCUAAAAGAUUCUACUCGAUUAGUCCUAAUUUAUGUUGUAUUUUAGCAUGUCUCGUUUUGACUGUUUAAGGCAUUUAAGGAUUGUAGCGUAAUGAAGUCCAAUAAUGAUAUUCUUGCUUUUUCUCCCCCCUUGCCUUUCUUUGUUUUAGACUUGUUGCUUAACAAUGCCUAUUAAUGUUUAUUGAAUGAAUUACUUUUGUAAAACUACAUUCUACAGUAUUUUUGUUACAAAGAGUGUGUAUUUAUUUCUGUGUUUUAACUUAAAAGAUCUUGUGUAAAGUAUGAACCGUUGAUUAAAAAAAAAAAAAAAACAGUCUUCAUAUUUACAUUACAAUAAAAUCCUGG